AUGUUCUUACCCGAUUUGGAUUCUCUCUCCACUUCUGACACCAUAUUGUUGUGGUUUAAAUUCAGCAGACAGCAAUGUUUUCUCUCAGGUAUGAAGACAAGGAAUGGACACAGCAGAAAUACGAGCUCGGAGGGCAGUACUCAUUCACACAAAUGUAUGGCAGAAUACUACACCUAAUUUUAAUGGGGAGAACACAGAUCUUAUAACAAAAUUCUAUACACAUCCAAAAGGGGUUGUCUUCACAUAAUACAGUCAUGUCCUGUCAAUUGCAUAUUAAAAGAACUUAAAGCACAUUUGGCAUUAGCUGGUCAAAAGGUGUUACUCGAUUACACAAACACUUCCCAACAAGGUGUUAUCAGGAUAUGCAGUGCAGGGGGGGAAACAAGAAGAAGAUACAAAUCAGGAUCAAAGGCCAGCUGUUAUAAUAGAGCAUCCUGACAUUACUAAAUCUACUGUGUAGUGUGACACAGGAUAUAAGGGGAAAGGUGCUCAUUAAUCCAUAUCAGUUACAGUCUGUGAUGCUGAGAUAUCUGCCUAUCCGAUCUAGAUAUGCUAUUGUUGUCUAGGUGGACUUGCAGAUGAGGGAAGGGUAGUGUAGAGAUAAUGGCGUAGUUUGUAUAUACCGAUGGCAGUGAAAAUUAAAGUGCAGUUGCUGUUGCAGCUUCAUGUCUCUUGCUGUGUUGUAACUAUCCACUGUCUGCUAAUGUGCAAUCACUUAAUAUAGCGAUCAGCUGUGUAAGUUAACACAAGUACCCACAGACGAUAACAGGCCUUGACCUUCGGUAGCAGAGAGGCAAGGGCCAUAUCAUCACAGGAACAUUCGACAUUAACACUAAAUGUUGAUUCUGCAAUCUUUGCAGGACCUCAUCUGGGAAGUCCCUCGAGUAGCUGUCUGAGGGAUAGCCACUAGAAGUGACAUUGGGCAGCAAUGUAAACACUACCUUUUUUUAUUCACUGUUGCCCAUGGGGACCAAAUAUAUUUCAAGUAAAGACUGCACACAUCCUAUGAUAUAAUUAUUCCAAAUAAUAUACUGGUGCCCAGGCUCAAGGGAUGGCAAACCCCCUUAAUACUUCCGAAUGCAGAGAGAGUAUUGUAAGGACAUGACAUUUUGGCUGAUAAGGACUUGACUUCAAAAAGGCUGUCCAUAUCAGCCGCAACAUUGUCAUGAUUUGCUUAUUCUAAUAAAACGUUUGCAGAAUGAUGGAAUCUGCUUUCCUGGACUCACUCUGCAUUUGGAAGUUGCUAUUGGAGAGACUUUCAGUUGGUAAACAGUCACUAAGAUAAGGAACAGAUACGUUAGUGACUAAUGACUGGUUAGUAACAUUUACUAACAACAUUGGAAACAAUCCAUAUAUAUCUCAAAUUUGGCUAAUCUUUAAAUAUUCACCCAAACGAUUUUUGUAAAUAUUUCAUGUCAAAAAUUUUGAGAUUGUUCCUUUGCUCCAGCAUUACUAAAAUUUGAUUUACUAAAAGAGAAGGCAGUGAAGAAAAAGAAAGAAUGACACAAAACAGGAGAUGGAUUAAUAUAGUUAGUGCAUUUAAGAUAUUUGGGUAGAUUUUACUGCUGCUGCUACAACUACUGCUCCUACUACUACUAUAGGUGGUAGGAGAAACUGAUUAAUCUUGAUUUUUCUGUUUUUAUCCACAGGACCCAUAAAUAUUACCAUAUCGAAAAAUGUGUCAUAUGAGCUCAUUAUUUCAGAAAAUCCAAAUGUGAAAAGUGGUGGACACUGGGAACCACACAAUUGUACUGCUCGACAAAAACUUGCCAUCAUAAUUCCUUUUCGCAAUCGUGAACCCCAUCUUAAAAUUUGGUUGUACUAUAUGCAUCCAUUCCUACAACGUCAGCAAGCAGUUUAUGCUGUAUAUGUGAUUGAACAGGUAAGACGCUAAUUGUGUCUGCUUUCUCUUAGCUGCUCAGGCCAAAUGACUGAAGAGUUUGGUGGGUUACCAGAAUAAGGAACUAAAUGAAACCAUACUUUGCUUUGAUAUGUUCGACAACUCCUUCUUUUUCUUGUGCUGCAUUUUGUUAAUAAUAUUUUUAUCAGUAAAAUAGUAUGUAUGGUGAAAUGGAAAAAUCAAUCAAUAUAUUGAUUAUUUCUUUGUGUAUCUGCCCCUGGCCAAAUCAAUGAAUCAAUGCAUGCACGCUCCCUGAAGUAAUUCACACCAGACACAGGUUCCAGGUUGUUGAAUUGAAUAACUUGAGGAAUGUUUAUUCAGAGGGGACGGCAGGUCCCUUUUAAAGCAAAAUUACAUCAUAAGCAUUGUCAGAGAUAACAUCAAAUAAUACAUCAAUAAUUGGUUAGGUGUUAAGUGGUCGCUCUAAUGCUCUGCCUACUGUAGGUGAUGUCACCGGGGGGAUAAGGGGGUCUCCCACGGUUUCCCGGCGCCAUCUUGCUGCACGAGGUAGUUAGUUGGUGUUAAGAAGGGAAGGGGGGGGAAGGAGGGGUUAGAAGCUUCUAGCAGCCAUUUUGAUUAAAACAUGUGUGCUUAGCUUUAUAUAUGAUAUGAGUAAAUAGACAUUUUCACUAACUAGGAAAUAUGUGCAGACCUUAUUUCCACAACAGUCCCCCCUAAAAUGGCUAUUUACCAUAACAACUGCUACUGUCCCUAAUAUGUCCCUAGCUGCCUGCAGCUCAUCUGUCUUAACAAGCAUCGAACACUUCACUCCGUGGGUAACCCGCAGCGGCUAGUCCACCACAUCUCCACACGUGAGACUCGCCUGCUAAGACAGACGCUUUCCCUACACUGUCCCUACAGGAAAGCAGUCGUCUGUUUGAACUGAUGUGAUUGAAGGGGUGUAUGUGGAGUGUCAUCUUCGAGGUCUGUGAUGUCCUGAUGUAGGAAAGUAGGGGUCACGUCAUCUAUAGUCUUAUCUACCGCUUUCUGUAAGUACUUCUGUAUGCAAGGGAGCAUGCAACAGGUUAAAAAUAAGAAGAUGAUAAUCAUUAUAAGAACAGCUGUCCCUACCUGGAAGAGGGUCCUUUGCCAACCAUUCAUCCACCCAAACCAUCUGUCCCAAGUGUCAGUGACUCCUGAAUUUUUCUUUAGUUCAUCUGAAAGACUAUCUAGCUUUUCUAUGGCCAUAGUCACCUUACCAUUUGGCCCAGUGUUGUCUGGAAUGUAUGUGCAACAUGUCAUAGUCUCAGGGAGGAUUUUACAUACUCCCCCUUUUUCAGCUAAAAUCAUAUCUAGGGCCAUUCUGUUCUGAAAUGUCAUUUGGGUAGUGGCUUGUAGCUGUUCUGCUAGGCCCUGUAGGGCAUCCCUUGUGUAGUUAACGAAGCGCUGCUGAUUAUAAUAGAUGUAGUUGAUCCAAUUGACAUUUUUGUUAGCAGUUAUCAUUGGAAUUAAGGAUUCAAAUCCUGCAGCCACUUCAUCUCUUGCUUUGAAUUCGUUAGGCACCCCCCUUGGCACACCUAUGGCAUCAAUAUACACAUGGGGGUCGAAGCUCCCUCGGAUAGGAGCCUCUCGUUUGGUUCUAGAGUGUACAUGUGUAAGGUUUAAUGUGUUAUGACUACCAUCUGGAAUAAUGUGGAUAGGCAUUAUGACUUUGGUUAGGGCACACUCCCCCCACCAUUGCCCAGCUAAUUGGGACCUCAAUUGUUUGUCACCACAUAACCAAUAGAUAUCACCGAUUGUCUUUGUGUGGUUCAUUAGCAGUGAUACUGGUGGAUUAUGGUAAAUUGAGCAGUAUCCUGAUGGGAAUUUGCCCAGAUACUAACCAGCGUUCUUAGGCAUUGUAUAACAUGUGUAAUUACCUGGGUAGACGGUGACUCCAUCAGGUGGUUUUACAUGUCCAUGAGUGAUUGGGUAAAUUCUCUUCCAUGAUUCACAUGUUGAGGAGUUUGUGGUGGAUUGUGCAUAAAGACUCAGAACACAUAAUUCUACUUCAGGAGGUAAGCUCAGAGGUACUGUGCCCAGAUGGGGCCUGGCUCCUCCACAUACAUAACAGUUAGUCUUAUUAUGUGAGUUGGCGUUAUACCUCAUCCAUUCUAGCCACAAAUUAGUGUCUGAAAACCCAGUCUCUACUGCCAUGGUAUCUUCAAAGGUGGGGUUGGCUAUAGCUACCAUGUCAUGUAGGGUCUUAAUAUGUGGUUUUAAUGGGUUAAUGAUCAUGUGAGUGGUCCCUACCCAGUCUGGGGAGGUGAGCAUGUCUUGUAGGUAAAAUGUCCCCAGUGCAUUAUGUGAGCCACCUCCCUUCCAGUACAUUCCCAUCACAUAUUCCCCUGCAUCCCUUGGGCUGGGGUGUUCUAUAUUCAGGGUAAGUUUAAUGGGAGUUGACCCUAUGGGUUUACUCAGAGUCAUCCUAGAAAGUAGGGGUUUCCCGUCUUUGUCAAGUCUGUCCAGUGCAACUUGAGGUUUGUAGCCCCAUGGUCUACCUGUAUUCCACCCGGCAGCUUUCCAUGAACUACAAUGGUGUCCCCAAACUCCUCCAGUCACACAAAUGUAUGGAUCCUUUUUGUUAGGUAUGUCUUUGUAUAUGGCUGCAUAUUGUGUUUGUGGAAAUGUACAAGUAACUAUGUCACAGUAAUCAAAGGUGUAUGUGGCUACAUCAGUAUUGGAAGAAUUGUACCAGAAAGUGUAAACGUGAUUAUCUUUGGUUAUGGCCACUUGUUGGGCCCAGGCAAAGUGUAGCAACAUAAGAAAACACAAGACACAUAAUAAAUUCAUAUUUCAACAGGAUCAGCCUCUUCUGGAGCAGGCACUUUUUUGCAAUGUGAUGCGUGUAUCCAAGAACUCUUCCCAGCUAGUUUAACUGAUGUUGCUGUAAUCAGGAGCACUUGAUAAGGACCAUCAAAUCUCGGUUCUAGGGUGUGUUUCCUGAGAAACUUCUUGACCAUAACCCAAUCACCCGGAAGCAGCUUGUGUGUACCUGUAUUCGACUCAGGAUCUGGAAUAGAAGAAAACACUUGGGCAUGUAUCUUGGUCAAGGCAUGUGAGAGGGCAGUCACAUAGUCUACCAUAGCAUCUGACUGAAUCUGAAGCUGUUGGGGAAAGUAGCAACCUAACCAGGGUGCUGUACCAAACAAAAUCUCAUAAGGUGACAAGCUAUAUUUUCCUCUGGGAGUGUACCUUACACUAAACAACGCUAGUGGGAGACUCUCGGGCCAGGGCAUGUUAGUUUCUUGUGACAUCUUAAGCAUUCUGGGUUUCAAAGUGCCAUUCAUGCGUUCUACCUUACCGCUACUCUGUGGGUGAUAUGGUGUGUGGAAUGCAAGGGUCACCCCCAGUGCUGACCAGACUUCCCGUGUUAGCGAGGCAGUGAAGGAGGUCCCUUGGUCACUUUCAAUUACUUCUGGAACUCCAUAGCGGCAAACAAUUUCUGUCAAAAGAUACUUGGCUGUAGUCCUCGCGGUGAGAUUAGUCACUGGGAAGGCCUCUGGCCAUCCUGAAAACAUGUCCACUAUGACCAAUGCAUAUUCAUAACGUCCAAUCUUUGGCAUCUGAAUGUGAUCAAUCUGGAUCCUCUCGAAGGGGUAUUGUGGUUUAGCUAGGUGAUUAGGUGCGGUCUUUAUAAUCUUUCCAGGCUUGCAUUUAGCACAUAUAGUACAAGAUUUACAGUAAUUCUGUGUUAAGGUAGUGAUGCCUGGUGCUUCAAAAUACUUGUCAAUCAAUGAGUUCAUCAGAUGUUUUGAUAGGUGGGCUGGCCCAUGGGCCCAUUGGACCACCGCUGGAUACAUAUUUCUGGGUAGGCAAAACUUGAGAUUGAUAGUGUAAACAUCAUCACGGAGUACAGCGCCUUUGUUCUUCCAACUUUGUUUCUCCUGGGGAGUAGCAGCAGCUUGUUGUUCCUUCAGAAGCCUAAGAUCUGUAGGCAGUGUUUGCAUAGUGUAGAUGGGUAAUGUAUCUGUGGCCACUCUUCUGUCCACUUCCCAUCCUUGCCGUGCUGCUUCCUUAGCUGCCUGAUCAGCUAAGUGGUUGCCACGUGCUUCUUCUGUGUCUAGUCUUCCGUGGGCUUUCACUUUCAGUACUGCCACCUCUGCUGGAAGUUCCAAUGCAUCCAUUAGUUCUGCAAUGGCUACCCCAUGUUUUACUGGGGUACCGGUAGCUGUAAGAAAUCCUCUGGUCUUCCAAAUUAAGCCAAAAUCAUGUGCUACUCCCAGGGCAUAUCUUGAAUCCAUGUAAAUAUUGACACGUAGACCUUCAGACAAUUUGCAGGCCACAGUCAGAGCUGUUAGCUCGGCUUCUUGAGCAGACUUAGUUGGUUGUAGGGCAGCUGCUUGUAAUACUUGACAUCCUGUGGUGACUGCAUAUCCAGUGUGAUAUUGUCCCUGUUCAUCAGCAAAUCUUGACCCAUCCACAAAUAGUGUUUGGUCCGGGUUGAGUAAUGCAGCUUCAUAGACAGUUGGUAGGUGUGUAGUUUCCAUUUUCAUUUGUUCAAAACAAUCAUGAGGAAUAUCUAGGUCACAGUCUGUGGUGAGUGGGUCUUCACGGGCUUCUGUGUGGUACCUUGGGUACCCUGCUGUACAGUAAUUAAUAGUCUUUUUGUUGAUCCCCGUAGAAGUCAGUUGUUCUUGGUUCAUUUGGCUCCAGGUUUUGGCCAUCGGGCCUAGGUCUUUCCAUGAGGUGUCCGGGGAUCUGGUGAGAGAUAUGUGUGGGAUGGCUGUUUCCCAAUGAUGAUAGAGAUGUGUUACAUUCUCUGGAAGAUGGACUAAGAUGAGCAUGGUACCUGUGGGGUCCCAGAAUAAGUCAGUCAGGGUAAUUUGAAUUUCUUUGAGCUGGAAUAGUUCUUCCUCAUAGUUCAUAUCAGGGCCUGGUACGUCCUUAAACCACAAGGUACAGUGAAGUAGGGCCUCUGAUUGUUCAUCAUGUGGGGGUGCACGUGCAGGCAGCUGCAAAUCUGCUCGAACCUCUGGGUUGAUAUCCAGGCUAUACCAGUAAUGCACAACUCCCCCCUUGGGAAGUGGCAGAAGAGUGGCUGGGUUCAGGGAAAGACAUCUCUGGAGUUUCACAUUGUCAGGUAGAAGUAAGGAGGUUUGUAGACGGAGGUGACGUUGGGAGGAAAGGUGUUUAGGUUGAACUUGUUGCAGGAUUGCAGUAAUGUCAUGAGGGGCCAACACUGUGAGGUGAUGGCCAAGAACAAAAUCAUUGGUCUUGUCUAGGAGGGCGCUGGCGGCAAACACCGCUCUGAGGCAAGAGGGGCUACCCCUCGCAACAGGGUCAAGCAUGCAGGAAAAAUAGCCAAUAGGUCGUUGCCUUGACCCAUGUUUCUGGGUAAGGACUCCGGAAGCAUGUCCUGACUUUUCAGAGACAAACAAAUUGAAAGGAAGUUGGUAGUUGGGUAGGCCCAAGGCAGGUGCAGAAGCAAUACAAAUUAUAAUACACCAUGGCCUGCUCUGUUCCUUUAACUUAUCUGCUGAGUGCUGGUGGAGAGUUAUAAAAAAUAGCCCUCCUACCCCCAACUCACAAAAUUAUAAAUUAUCCCAUUCACUAUAUGGCCAAACAAAGAUGAUGUCCAAAUUCCUACUCCUUAUGUUACUUGCCCUUGCAAAUGAUGUGGAGUCUAACCCUGGUCCCCCAGCUAAUUCUAGUCCUAAUGUCCCCACUAAAAAAGGCCUCUCUUUUGUGCACUGCAACAUCCGUAGUUUACUCCCUAAACUGGAUGCACUGCAAGCCUGGUGUUCCCAUUACAAACCAAAAAUCAUUGUGCUCUCAGAAUCAUGGUUAACGGCUAAAAUACCAGACACCGCCAUUGCAAUACAGGGUUAUUCAUGUUUUAGAAAUGACAGAGCAAAGAGAGGAGGAGGCAUUGUUAUUUAUGUUGACAAUUCCAUAAAGUUUACAAAACCUUAGUCCUCCUGCCAUCUUUGAUUUCCUUUCUGUCAAAAUUGAGAUCCCUUGCAGUAAAUCAAUCAUUGUUGCAGGAAUCUACCGCCCACCUAGCUCCCCUGUGCAUUCCCUAUCUGACAUAGCCCAUCUCCUUAGUGAAACCAUAGCUCAAAACCCAAAAAGUGAACUGUUGGUCUUCGGAGAUUUUAAUAUUGAUUGGCUGAACCCUAAAAAUAAUAGUUCUUGCACGCUGUUUAAGACUUUGCAGCUAACGCAAUUAAUCUCCUCCCCAACUCGCAUAAACAUAAAAAGCCAUAACCAUACCCUGCUAGAUUGGAUUCUCUCCACUUCUCCUGAUAAAAUCCAGGAGGCUGGUGUUCUCCCAAACACGUUCAGUGAUCACUGUUUAGUGUACUGCGUGCGCAAAAUAAAGGCUAUUAAAUCCUCUCCCAAGGUUAAAAUAACGAGGUCCUUCAAAAGAUUUAAUCUUGAAUCCUUUUUAAAUGACAUCAAGAAUCUCCCAUGGCACAGAUUAAACAUUAUCCCAGAUCUAGACUGUGCUGUUGAAUACUUUCAGUCUGAACUCCUACAAAUUUGGAAUUUGCAUGCCCCGCUGCAUAAGGUGAGGGUAAAAGGAGCGCAUAUGAACUGGAUCACAGCUGACCUCAUCCAAAUGUACCAGUUUAGGGAUUCUUUGUGGUCAAAAUUUAAGCGUACUGGCUCUAUGAAUGAUCACAGUGCAUAUAGACAAUGGCGAAAUAUAUGCACAAAACAGACAAAACUGGCCAAGGCCCAAUAUUUCUAUGAAAAUCUGAACAGUAACAUCUCAAACCCUAGAAACUUUUGGAAAGUCAUAAAUAAACUACAAACUCCCCCGAUCCACUCCCAACCCUCCACUGUCAAAGUGGGUAACCAAACCCUGCAACUUCCCUUAGAUGUAGCAAAUGCCUUUAACAAUUAUUUUGUCGGAUGCUCUACUGCCCUGAUUGCCAAGCUAAUAAAUGACACGCAUCCUGAAACUACAAAUGUGGAUCAGGCCCACUAAAUUUGCAAAGGCCCAAUAUAGAUAAGUUUAAUUUUAGACCUGUACCUGUUAGUGUCAUUAAAAAACAUCUUAAUAAUCUAAAAAUGAAAAACCAGUCCGGACCUGAUCAAAUCCCAGCAAUGCUGUUGAAGCUCAGUGCGCCGGCAAUUGCUAAACCCGUCUCAACUCUAAUUAACGAAUCAUUGGUGUCUGGAUACAUACCCAAACUUUGGAAGACUGCGAGAGUAGUGCCUAUCCAUAAAAGUGGUGACACUACUUUGGUUUCUAACUAUCGCCCAAUAUCAUUGCUCCCUGUAUUGUCAAAAAUCUUAGAAAAAUGUGUCCAUACGCAACUUUGUGAGUACUACCAACAAUUAAACUAUCUGACCCCUGAUCAAUCGGGCUUUCGCCAGAAUCACUCCACUACAACUGCCCUCCUAAAAGUUUGCAAUGACAUCCAAACUGGCAUGGAACAAGGAGCCCUAACUGGAGUUAUUUUCCUUGAUUUUGCUAAGGCCUUUGACACAGUAGACCACGACAUUCUACUGCACAAACUCGAAAACUCAGGUAUUGGUGAUCAUUCUUUAAACUGGUUUUGAUCGUAUGUAUCGGAUCGCUCGCAAUAUGUGUCCAUUUCUGACAGUGACUCCCUCCCUCUCCCAGUCACGUGUGGUGUUCCCCAGGGUUCCAUUCUCUAUUUACAUUAUUUAUAAAUGAUCUGCCUAAUGUCUGCCAAUCCUCAAAUGUACACAUGUACGCAGACGACACGGUAAUCUAUGCGAGCAAAUCCAAUCUACCUCAACUUGAGGUUUUGCUCCAAGACCAGUUUACAGAGGUAGAAAAGUGGAUCGCAAAAAACAAACUCUUCCUGAACACUGACAAAACUGUCACAAUGAUCUUUGGAACGGUACCUAAAUUACACAAAUUACACAAUCCCCACCUAUCCAUCAAAACAAAUUCAAAUGGCACACUGACCGCGGUCCACUCUUUCAAAUACUUGGGUAUGAUGUUAGACCCCAAUCUAUCUUUUGGCCUGCACAUAGAAAAGAUUGCAUCUAAACUUUAUCCAAAAUUAGGUGCCCUGUACAGAAACAAAGCCUGCCUAAGCCCUACAGUAAAGGAAAAGAUUGUACAGCAAAUGCUGAUGCCAAUCAUUGAUUAUGGGGAUGUAGUAUAUGCGUCUGCAUCGCAAUCCCACAUUAAUAAACUCAACACAUUGUAUAACUCGUUCUGCAGAUUUGUGCUACAAUGUAAUUACAGGACCCAUCAUUGUGACAUGCUAAAGGAACUAAACUGGCUGUCGCUGGAAUCCAGACGCACCCUUCAUCUUUCCAGCCUUGUUUUUAAGAGCUUUUCUGGUAAACUCACACCCUACCUGAACAAAAUGCUUUCCCCAGCUGUUCCCACUUUCUAUAACCUCCGAUCCAGUACAAGCACUUUACUUAGUCUACCUCAAUACAAAAAGAAAGCGGCCCGAUCCUCCUUCUCCUACAGAGCACCGCAAUUGUGGAACGACCUCCCGCACAAUUUAAAAUCUUCCCUAAGCCUAAAGUCUUUUAAGAGAUCCCUCUCUACAUACCUCAAAACAGAAUGCACGUGUCAUGGUUGAUUAUAUAUUUCCUGCCUGUUCUAUGUUAAAUUUUGUAUAUAUUGUGUAUUAAUAUUGUUUUUGUAUUUUGUUGUACCUAAUGUAACAAUGCAAUGAUUUGUGGACCCAGGACAUACUUGAAAACGAGAGAAAUCUCAAUGUAUCUUUCCUGGUAAAAUAUUUUAUAAAUAAAUAAAUAAAUAAAUAAAUAAUAGCUCUUUUCAGAUUGUGGAAACAGGUGAUAGUUUCUUCAGUGAGGUGAAAGGGCUCACUCCUGAGGGCAUCAUAGAGUGGCUGCAUGAGCUUUGAUGCUUCGGGUAUCCAGGACCUGCAGUAUGUGAUAAGACCCAAAAAGGCAUGAAGAGUCUGAUGUGUCGCAGGUAAAGGGAGUUGCAGAAUAGCUUGCACACGUUGAGAAGUUAGAUGUUUGGUGCCAUGGGAAAGGCAAUGUCCCAAGAAGACCACAGAAGGCCGGCACCAUUGUAGCUUUGAUUUUGAAGCUUUGCAACCGGCUGCAGCGAGGAAACAUAGGAGAUCUUCUGAGUCACGCUCUGCAAUGGGCAAAUCAGGAGCACAGAGAAGGAGAUCAUCAACAUAUUGAAGCAGGACAACAUCCAAAUGAGAUUUCUGCCAGGGAUCCAGAACCAGAGACAUGGCAUGAGCAAACUGUGUGGGGGAAUUCUGAGCCCCCUGAGGCAUAACUGUCCAGGUAUAUUGUUGUCCUUCAUGGGUGAAGGCGAAGAGAAAGCGGCAGGAAGGGUCAAGGGGCACACUGAAAAAGGCAUUAGCUAGAUCCACUACAGUGAAUAUUGUGGAAGUUGGUGGGACUUGGGACAAGAGGGUGUGUGGGUUUGGAACAAUAGCAGUGUCUUUUAUGGUUACUUCAUUAACAGCACGGAGGUCCUGCACCAUUCGGUACUGGUCGGGUUGACCCUUAACAGUUCGCUUUUUAACAGGGAAAAGUGGUGUGUUACAUGGAGAUGUGCACUUGAUAAGGGCACCUUUGGCAAGUAGGCUUUCAACUUGUUUAGUGAUGGCUUCAGCUUGUGCUGGCUUCAGAGGAUACUGUGGUCUACGAGGAGGUAGUGCUCCAGGCAGGAGCUGGACCAAGACUGGGGGUACAUGCAAGCGCCCAAUAUCAUCCGGGCCGGUGGACCAAAGUUCUUGGGGGAUACGAUCCAGAGCACUGGGGGUGUGUGAGACCCGUGCAUUCCCUGUAUUGUCAGUUAGGUUCAACAAGAUGGGGAGUGAACAGAGGACAGAGGUGUCUUUUUGUGAUAAGGGGGUUGUCAACUCAACUUGACCAUCUGCAGUAAAGGUAAUAGAUGCCUGGAGCCAAGAGAGAACAUCAGCACCUAGGAGGUUAAUGGGGCAAGUAGAGGAAACAACAAACUGGGAGAGGAUGUGUGAUCCUACAUGUAGGAGCUUAGUAAGGGGGUUACUGCGUGGUGUACCAUCCACCCCAACACAGGAGACAUCGGUGUCAGAUAAGAAGGAAGGAUCUGGCAGGUCUUGUUCCCUGAGGACACUACGGGCUGCACCUGUGUCAACUAGAAAGGUGGUUGGAUGACCCUCCACGGGGAGAACUACAGUAGCUAAAGGCCCUCCCCCAUCCCCCGCAGACACUGCCAUGGCAGGGGUUGCUGACACAGGCUUGCCAGUUACCUAUUGUAAUAAAUCUAGAUGGGCCUGGUCUGGUCCCUGGUACCGGCGGGAAGUGGAAGGAGGGUUACUAGAAUGCAUGGGAGGACGGGAUGGACGGUUAGCGUGGCGGGGCUGUGGCUGACUGUCUUGGAAAUCAUCGUUGUCAUACCCUUCAGCGGAGGGCGAAGUGUAUGCACGAGCUUCUGAUGCAGGGAGCCGGGCUUGGGUGUAUUCAGGAGGAGGAGGAGGAGGAGGUGGAGUAAGUUGAGGCAACUGUGGAUGGGGCAGGGCAGGGAGGUAACCAGUGGAGGGGAAGUUAUAGCUGGUGACAUGGGGACUUGGAUACCGGGGAGUCUGUUGGCGGAUCACUCUAGGGUGUGGGCAAUCUCUUCUAAAGUGACCUGGCUGAUUACAAUUAAAACAGGUCCGGAUUGUCGUGAUAGUCCGGUCCCGGGAGAAGGGAAUUGGUGCAGGCAGUGUCUGGGGUGACUGAGUGUACUGUUGGGGGAGUAACUGAGGAACUUGGUUAGAACCUGCAAUUGGUGUGGAGGUAGUGUACAUCAGAGGACUAGUUCUUCGCUGUGUGGGUUGCAAAACAGAUUCUAAGCCUUUGGCUACCAGCAAAAGAGUGUCUAGUGGAAUAAUUCUGUACUCUGGGCGAGCCAAAAUUAACCCCUUAUGAAUGUGUUCCCUAAGGCCUGCCACAAAAGCUGCAGAUAGCAUCUGGGUGUGUGCUUUGUUAUAGGUGCUGAACCCUAAGUCUGAGAAAGUCUGAGUCAACCUAGAGUGAUACUUUUCAACUGUCUCAAGUUUAUCCUGAAUUAUGUCAUUUAUGCAAGUAGCCUGAUCAGCUAGUUUAUCCUGUGCCCAGGCUCGGAGCUGUUCACAGAAAAUUUCACCAGAACGAAAAUCAGUAUCAGAAGUAAGUGGAGCGUCGUUAAAGCUCCGUUCCAUGAUUGGCCAGUAUGCAUCUCCAGCCUUUAUUUCACACAAACUAAUCCCGCCAAGCAGCGGAGUAUAUUUUACGGAUCUGGGCCAUCCUGCGGAAAAAGGGCAUGGGGUGUUUCUCAGGAUCAGGGAGUGAGGUUACAAGGGUAGCAGCUUGGGAAGGGUUGAAGGUGCACCAUCCGCUCCAUGGUUAAUCUGGGUAUAACCCUGGGGGAUAGAGUGCCGUUGGGGGAGCCUGUUCCCCCCUAGGCGAGGUGAACCCUGGUCCACCACAACGACCUCCUCGGGUGCCACCGGGCCACGAUGAAGGGUAGUCUCAGGAGUAGCUGUGGCGGGGGCGGCAGGGAGGCCGGUGAUGGGAGAGGUAGUUGGGUGGAAACCUGAGGCCUGGGGGGAAGCACCCAUUGCAUAGGGUUGGUCCGAUGUCACAGACACCUCGGACCCAACCACCAUGAUUGGAUAACUAGGACUGGCGGAAGAGGAAUCAAUGCCGUGGAAGGGGCUGCUAUGGGGGCCGGUUGAGAUGGGCGUGAGAGGUGAGUGUUUAGGACAUGAGCAAGAGCAGAGAUUGGAUCGGAAGGCUCGGGGAUGUUAGCGGGAGACAAGGAAGGGGUCGGAGGUUCGGGGGGAGGAGGUGGAGGAGGGGGUGGUAAAUCAGUGGGAGGCGGCACAUGGAUCGCGGAAUUAACCAGGGAGGUAACAGCAGAGAAGAGGGCGGAUAUCGAGCUAGACAGGUCAUUGGCCAUGGAUGGGUCAGGGGUCACCGGGGAGGGGUCGGAAGGAUAGGAACAGGGGGCUGUGUCGUAACAACGUGGGUGGAGGGUUGGGAUGGCAAACCAGUCGGGGGAGGAGGAGGCAACGAGGUAGAGGGGGCUGGGACUUCGGGAUGAGGUAACACUGGAGAAGGGGUUGGAGGGGUGGUAACAGGGGGUUGGGUCAGGGCGGUGAGGGCAGAGAUUAGAGAUUAGGGAUCGGCCGUGGGAGGGAGGGGGGGAGGAGGAGGCAACGAGGUAGAGGGGGCCGGGACUUCGGGAGGAGGUAACACUGGAGAAGGGGAUGGAGAGGUGGUAACAGGGGGUUGGGUCAGGGCGGUGAGGGCAGAGAUUAGGGACGGCAAAUCGGCCGGGGGAGGAGGAGGCAACGAGGUAGAGGGGGCCGGGACUUCGGGAGGAGGUAACAAUGUGUGGAUAGCGGGAGGGUCCUGGAGGAUGGGAGGGGUGUCUGGGAGUGUUGAGAGUGAAGCAGAAAGGGCGGCUACUAUUGUUGCAAGAUUAACGGGGGGGGAGGAGGCAGAGGGAGGGCCAACUGUGGUGGUACAUAAGGGAGCAGAGGCAAGGGGACCGGGAUCAACGGGCUGGACAAUAUUCAUGAGAGUGGAGAGUAGGGAUGAGGGAUCCUUGGAGGAGGAAGGCGAAGGGGAAUGAGAAGGAGAGAAGGGCAGAGAGGGUGAAGGGGUAGGGGUCACGGGACAGGUCACUUUCGAAAGGUUAGCGAGGAAAGGUCUAGGUCCAGGGGUAUGGGAGAAGGAGGGUCCGUGGGGGGAAAGGGGUCCGGAGGAACGGGGUUGGUGGAAUGGGCAAGGGUCGGGGGAGUUGAGUGUGUAAUAGUCGAGGGGGGUGAGGGAGUGGGUGUUGCUAGGGAUGGGGUACUCGAGGUGGAGAGGGAAUGAGAGGAGGAAGAGGAGGGAACUUCGGUGGGUGAGGCGGGAGUAGUUAGGACGGGAUCUUGACGAGGAUUCAGAGUGAGAACAGGCACUGGGAGAGGUAGCGGAGGACAUGGAGGUGGGGGUACUUCAACAGACAUGACGGGAGAAUGGUUGAUGGAGGGGGCUGGGUCAUAGGAGGGUUGGUGCAUGGGAGUGGGUGGGAACGAGUGAAGUGGCACUGGGUAGUAGUAAGCACCAUCCGCACCGAGUACGGGGCACAGGGGGGUGGGAGCUGAAGGCACACCCCCGGGGGGUGGGGUCUGUGCUGUGACGGGGGAAGCAGGGCGGGAAUUUACUGUUGCGCUCUGGGCGCCAUCAUAAGGCGGUGGCCGCGGGACAAUGGAAACAACAUCAUCAUUGUUAACACUCCUAUGGUAAACAUACACGAUUUGCCCCUCAAACUCCAACUCUUCCUCGACCCAUCCUUCCCGUUUCAGACCUCUAGCUACCCGAUACCAAGCCUCUGCAACCUUUGUGAGUCCAUUAUCCAACAACAACCCUUCCUUGUCUAUGAGUAACUUCCUCCAAAACUCAGGCUGCAAUCUCCCACGGGGCGACAUCUGGAAGCCACACACCUUAGCAAUCUUUCUAAGUUUCAACAUUGCAUCUUCCCCUGCCCUUUCUUUCACAAUGUCACAAGCCAGCAAGCCCUUAGCAGGUCUAGCAUGUUCCUGCCCCAUCUUGAGUAAUCGAAGCGAGCCACGUGCUAAAGACAGAUAAAUAGAGGAGGUACAAGGGAGAAGGAAAAAGAAUGUCUACAGUGCUCGACUGCCACGAGGACUUGAGCCCCGUGCAUCUUCCCCAAACGUAGACCAGUCACGGAGAUCCGCCCACCCGGGGUGGUGGUCACGGACGGGAGCGAGUGAGCGUGGGUGACUAACACAGCUCUGGGCAACAGGCACAGGAGAGAUAAAGAACAAAGGAGAAAAUGAACGUGGCUGCGCUAAUGAGAAGACAUUUGCAAAAAUCACAAACAUAUAAAUGAGCGUAAACUCCGGAAUCCAGAACUAACCACACAAUACACACACACACACCAAGGGUACCCACACUGUAACAACAAUUAAACAAAAACCACAGAAUGAUAGAGAGUAAAAUGGCCAUGUACAUGUUAACACAACUGGUGCCAAAUAUUCAAAGUAUAGCAAUCCCCAGCCGUCACCCACCAGGCUGGUCCCGGUAUAACACAGGUACCAAUAAAAACACUGCAAUAAUCAAACAAAAUCCCAGCCCCACCGGCUGUAAUGCGUUCCCUGCCCGCUAGGCAGUCAAGCUAACAUAAAAUCCAAGCCCCACCGGCUGUAAUGCGUUCCCUGCCCGCUAGGCAGUCAAGCUAACAUAAAAUCCCAGCCCCACCGGCUGUAAUGCGUUCCCUGCCCGCUAGGCAGUCAAGCUAACAUAAAAUCCCAGCCCCACCGGCUGUAAUGCGUUCCCUGCCCGCUAGGCAGUCAAGCUAACAUAAAUCCCAGCCCCACCGGCUGUAAUGCGUUCCCUGCCCGCUAGGCAGUCAAGCUAACAUAUAAAAUGCGUUCCCUGCCCGCUAGGCAGUCAAGCUAACAUAUAAAAUGCGUUCCCUGCCCGCUAGGCAGUCAAGCUAACAUAUAAAAUGCGUUCCCUGCCCGCUAGGCAGUCAAGCUAACAUAUAAAAUGCGUUCCCUGCCCGCUAGGCAGUCAAGCUAACUAACAUCUUUUAAAAGAAGGAAAAACACACACACACAUAUAAAUGAAUACAGGAGGCAGAUAGACAAUCGACAGGUUCACUUUAAAAAGGCACACCGGAUGAGUUAGUUACCUGUCUCUAGUAGCCUUCUGGAAGCCGGAAGUGGACUCGGAGACAGACCGACACAAAACAGGAGAAUAACACAGGCAACGGCUGUAUUAUGGAGGUGAUCAGGCUCCGCUUGUCCCACUUUCCGGAGGUCCGCUCCGGUCCGUUGGUUCCGGCCCUCCGAACCGGCCCUCCGGUGGCCCCACGUUGGGCGCCAAUUGAAAUGGAAAAAUCAAUCAAUAUAUUGAUUAUUUCUUUGUGUAUCUGCCCCUGGCCAAAUCAAUGAAACAAUGCGUGCACGCUCCCUGAAGUAAUUCACACCAGACACAGGUUCCAGGUUGUUGAAUAACUUGAGGAAUGUUUAUUCAGAGGGGACGGCAGGUCCCUUUUAAAGCAAAAUUACAUCAUAAGCAUUGUCAGAGAUAACAUGGAAUAAUACAUCAAUAAUUGGUUAGGUGUUAAGUGGUCGCUCUAAUGCUCUGCCUACUGUAGGUGAUGUCACCGGGGCCAUGAGGGUCUCCCACGGUUUCCCGGCGCCAUCUUGCUGCACGAGGUAGUUAGUUGGUGUUAAGAAGGGAAGGGGGGGGAAGGAGGGGUUAAAAGCAUCUAGCAGCCAUUUUGAUUAACACAUGUGUGCUUAGCUUUAUAUAUGAUAUGAGUAAAUAGACAUUUUCACUAACUAGGAAAUAUGUGCAGACCUUAUUUCCACAACAUAUGGUACUUGUAAUUUAUUUUCUUAAAUAUUGUAAAUGCCUUACGGAUGCAUUUUAUAUUUGGCAAAACGUACUAGUUACUGCGUGCAGGUGUUUCAGCCUCACUCAUUGCUAACAGGGGCAAACUAUUCAGUGUGUAGUCAUGAAAUGUCCAUUAAUAAACAUUUGUAGUACGGUAGAUCGUAUUAAAGAUCUCAGAGACCUUAAACACAGUACUGUCAUAAGAGGUCACCUUUUCCACAAGCCUAGCCCAUUAAAUUUCUGCCCUGCUAGAUCUUUAUCAGUCAACUGUAAGCUCUGUUGUAACGUUGAACAUAAAUGGCCCAAUCUCAAAGUAGUAGACUAUGCUUGCAGAACAGGGAGUGCGAAAGCCUAUAUAGAAAAAAAGAUUGCUAAUUUCUGUUGCGCCACUCAUUAUAGAGUUCCAAACUGCUUCUGCAAACAACAAAAAAACUACAACAAAAGAACUGUGUUUCUGGAGCGUCAGGAAAUAGGUUUUCAUAGCUGUACACUAGACUGACAUCAUCAUUCAUAAUGACAAGCAUCGACUGGAAUGGUGUAAAAUAUGCCACCAUUGCCAUUUAAAAUAGUGGAAAUGUUCUCUGGCAUAUAUCUGUUUCAUUAUCUGACGUUCUGAUGGAAGAAUCUGGGUAUGGCAGUUGCCAAGAAAAGUCUACCGACCAGAAUGAAUGAUGCCCACUGUCGAGUGUGGUGGAGAAGGGAUAAUGGUCUUGGACUGUUUUUCAGGGUUUGGGCUAGACCCUAAGUUUCAGUGAAGGUCAUCAUAUUUGUUUUUCUAUUAUUAUUUUUUUUUUUUAGCUAAAUGUGUAGGGAAACAUUAUUAAUGAUAACUACUGUGCUAAAUACAUUUAUAUAAAUGUAUUUUUAGUAUUUCCAAAUAUUACACCCAACAAACAUAUACUUUUUCAGUCAUUAAUCAGCAAUAAUUAUAUUUUUUUUUUUCAUACUAGUCUAAGAUAUUGUCAGUUGCCCUCAUGUGGCUGAAAUUCAAAUUGCAGGUUACAGGAGUAAAAUUGCAUUCACCUAAUAUUUCAUUUGCAUAUACCAAAUUUUAAGGUCAGGUUCAUUUUCCUCCCCAAUUUUUUAACUAUCAAUGAUUUGAAUGCCAAAAGAAUAUGAAUAACCAGGUUUCUAUUCGACAGGGGUAUUUCCUUUAUUCCCAUAUGGAGAAGAGCCAUGUCUAUAUCCAUAUGAAGUUUCAUCCCUAAAAAGGAUGAAAUUAUGGAGAAAAUAUUUUCCCGUUUGGCUUUAAUUUUAGUGCAAUUCCUCCAUAUAUGAGUAUAUGAAUCCUCCUCCUUUUCCUAAUGUUAUCCUCUGCUGUUCUUCCCUGUAUAAAACCUGAUUCAUCCUUAUGAAUCAGUUUAUAAAUGACUUAUUUUAAUCUAUCCACAAGGAUCGAUGAGUAGAUCUAUACAUUGACAUUAAUUAGGAAAUUUGUCUAUAGUUUUCUUAUCUGAGUAUUGUCCUUUUCUUGUUUCAAUAUUGGUGUAAUAUUUCCUUUUGUUAUUUCGCUUGGUAUUUCUUUUUCGUGUACAAUUUCAUUAAAAAGGUUCUAAUAAAUGCAGCGUUAAUUCUUCAUGAAAUAUUUUAUAAAAAUUGUUUGGAAAACCAUCAGGCCCAGUGGCUUUAUUUAGUUUUAAUUAAUGUAUAGCCUGAUUUAGGGGUAUACCUAGAGCAUUUUGCACCCGGGGCAGAUCCUGUGUGUGCCCCCCCCCCCCGCUUCCAAAUGUAAAAAACACUUGCACAUUUUUCAAAAUGUUUUUCUUUUUUAUAAUGUACUGCACAAAUUUGUAAACAUUGUCAAACCUUUCUGUUUGCUCUUACAAAACCCCUUUCCUGCCCCCCUUCUACAAAAUCCCUGCACCCCUACACACACACAGUUACAGGCAGACAGUCACACACACACAUAGUCACAUGCAGAUAGUCACAUAUACAGUCACACACACAGUCUCAGGCAGACCGUCACACACACAUAGUCACAUAUACAGUCACAGACAGACAGUCACAUAUACAGUCAAAAGCAGACAGUCACAGGCAGUCACACACACACACAGUUACAGACAGACAGUCACACACACAGUUACAGGUAGUCUCACACACACACACACACACAGUUCAAGGAAGACAGUCAGACACACACACACACACACACACACAGUGACAGACAGACACACACACACACACACACAGUUACAGGCAGUCACACAAGCACUCACAUGCAGACAAUCACACACACACACACACACACACUGUCUCUCUUAUUUACUUACAGACAGUAUUGGCUGGAGGAGAAGUGGGUUCUCUGAGGUCCCUCCCCGAAGUCUGUUAAUUGGGGAAACAGGGACUCUGCUUCACCUCCAUGUGCAGCAGUAAUAGCAGCAGAUGCGGCCCGUGUAAAGCUCCGCCCCUGCCCCAAAUUGGCUCUGCCCAAGCCGCCGAAUUGGCUCUGCCCCAGCCGCCGUAUUGGCUCCGCCCCACUUUACUUCCGUGCGGACGGUUUUGAAGUGGCUGCAUUGCUGGUCUCUGCUUGUGUGAGCUGUGUUGGCUGCCCGGCGCCCCAUAUGCCAACCUGUGCCGCCACACAGCUCACACAUGUUUGGACCUGGUCAUGACACCCCCUACCUGGUGGCACCCUGGCGGACCGCCCCCCCCUCGCCCCACUCUUAGUACGCCACUUGCCUGAUUAUUUUCUUGGAGAGAGAUAGGAGCAUUUGACAUUAGGUUGUCUCUCUCAUCUAAUUUCAUCAGGUUUAGGAUACUAAAAUAUUUUAGACAAUUUGGAGCCUUCAACUUUAUGGCAACAUUUUUGGGAAAGUCUAUUCUUGUUACAGCAUUUAAAUCUAUAUUUCUACAUAUGUUUUAGAAUUGGAUAUAAAACAUGUGAGAAUGUAAGACUUGUGCAGAGCGAAAAAUGUUGGUUAUUCUGAAACACUUUGUUAAUGAAUAAAAUUCGGGGAAAGCAAUUCGGGCAGCCAAAACAGUAAAAAUGUUCUUACAUACAAAAACAGCUACAAUAUUUCCUGGCCUAAUGGCCCCACAAUAACAGUUGUUUUUGCAACGUGUACACAAACUUGGAUUAUAUAUCUGGCAUAACAAAAAUAUGAAAUUAGAGAACUUUUUAUAAUGAUUAAUGAUGAAGAAUCCUUAAGCUAUCUUUUAUUAUGAAGAAUGGGAAGGAGGGCUUAGUUUAAGUUUGAAAAAUUUGAUUUUUUUCAAAAAUGAAAGGAAAAUGUCAGUGGGCAAUUGACCACCCCUUUCACCCUGACAAUUACAAAGCAUUCCCACACUUUCAGUAUGUAUUGCCAGUGGCCAUCCUGUGUGGGAAAUAAACAGUCCCUAUUAGCUUAUUAGCUGUGGAGGGAACAGGCACCGCAAGACUAAAUAGGAUGUGCCUUUUUUUCAGAUGGGAUGUGUUGUGAUGCAAGUAUGGCAUGGAGGGCGUUCAUUCUCCUCCCUAUAAGUAGAUUGCUCUCCCACUCAGUGUUAAUGUGUUCCUUGUUAACACAAGUUGUCCUCUUUUGCUCCUGCUUUAUAUAUGUAUUGUCUACCAGGCAUUUGACUUUUGCCCUGAUUUCUGUGCUGCCCACUUGCUACCCUGACUAUGCCUUUGUCUCAUCCUUGCCUCAAUUUCCACUCAGCUUUCUAACACAUACUAGGUUCUGUCUACUAAAUCCUUGACACCACCAGUACCACCACCACAAACACAUUUUUAAAUUUUUUUUUUUUUUUAAACAAGGCAUUAGAAAAAGACUGGUAUAUCACUGAAAGAAGAAACUUAAAAUCUCCAAAGCGCAAGCAGUGGCACAGAAGCACACUGCAAAUUAAAUAAUUUGUCUCUUUUCAUUUUUAAUUCACCAGAUGAUGGACUGUUUCUGUCCAAUCUGUCUCUGUCAACUACUGGGACAAUCCUCACCAUUCUCCCUGCUCUGCUGAAGGGUAGCAGUAGUAGGCUAUGACAACUGCACAGAAUCAGAUACAGAACCAGUGGACCUGCUUCCUGCUCUAGUACUUUCAUGCUAUGAUUCUUCAGUAAUACAGACUUGUGGUAUCUUUGUAGAUGUUGCUUCAUACAAGCACUAGUGAUAUGGCUCUUCACUCAUACCUACUCACCUUAUUGCCGCACAACUUACACUUUGCAAGUCGGCCUUUUUGGAUGCCCUCAAUGUGAGUCCAGACUUUGCUAUGUUAGUGUGAUACAUUAUCCCCCACUCUUUGCCUUGUGAGUGGAAACUGUCGCAACAACACUAGCCUGUACACUAGCACUUGAUUGUGUCCCUAGUGUCUCAGGGUCCCCAUGUUCCCCAGUGUCCCUAUGUCUCCCAGUGUCCCCAAGUCUCUCAGGCUCGGAGCUGCUGUCUGGACUUUCUCUGCAGAGCUGCUCCCCCGUGGAUCAGUGAGUAGAGAGAGGCAGUGAGGGAGAUGCUGUAACUUCUUAUCCCUGCCUCUGUCCACACAAACUGCGACUCCUACUGGCCGGUGCUCGUAUUGCAGAAUAAUCUUUGUUUAUACUGAGACAGACAUUUGUAUUGCCGGUAUUACUGCAAUACCGGCACCGGCUAGGCAGCCUCAAAUACCUGAGAAAUACUUCUGAAAUAUACCUGGCAACCAUAAGAAAUACAUGAGAAAUACCUGGCAACCCUAAGAGUAGUGUGUAUGUUUUUUUUUUUUUUUUAAAUCAAUGGCCCUAUUCCAUGGGCCUGGGCCUGGAGCUGCAGAUCCCUAUGUUAAUCCGGCCCUGGUUGCAGCUAAUGUCACAAAUGUUUCUGUUUCUGAAUGAGGUGAUUCUAAAGCAGAUACAGAAGGACUUGGAGAUCAUGAAAGAUGUAAGAGGCAGGUGCACACUAGUUCUUGGAGAAAAUUAUGAGCUGCAGCCUGUCCUCUCGACACUUCACUCUUCUAAUUCUUCUGGCUCAUCAUACUCCUAGUCGAGUAGUUCCUGGGCCAGAGGUAAAAGUGCUAUAUCUGCAGUGGUGUGGAAAACAGAAUUCUUAUCCCUGGAGUCAUCACCGCCACCAACAAGAAGACUUUGGGGAUACUACUUUAGUAUUCUGCACUAAUCUGCAUGAAAGAGUGGCUCUGAUGACCACCAUAAAGCUGAAUUUUAGCUACUUCUUUGGAGGGCACCCAGAAGGUAUAACUCUUGAACUAGCUGUGGCAAAAGGAGCUUCAGUACCAGUAAAAUCAGCAGCCCAAAUUGUUGCAGCAUAAAAACAUUUGGUGGUGGUGGCAAGGGAGACAGCGAUGGUGGAGCUAUCAUUAGUUCUCAUGGCACUACUGCUGGACCCCUGCUCUCCCUUAAUAUUAUUUUGGGAUUAGUAUGAUACAUUGAAUGCAAUGAGUUUGUUUUCCAUAUUACAAUAAAUUAGGUAUAUGAAUGUGUAUUGUGUUGCAGAAUGGGUUGGCUUGACAGAUUUACUGCUGUGACAUUAUUGUGAUUCACAUUAAGUCACACUACACAGUGCUUGCACACUUUCUUUCUCCAAACAUUUAACAAAAAAACAAAACCUUUUUAACUGUAUAUUGAAAACCUACAGUGUUAUUUACUAAUGUGCAAAUUGUUGGAAAACUCAAAGUGAAUUUGGAGUAUUUACCCAUUUUAGUUCUUUUUGCCUUAAAUUCGGAAUUCACUUUGAAUCCCUUUGGUAUUUAAACUUGCUUGUCUCACACUAGCAACAAUGACAAAAUAGCAAUCUAUUAUCUCUACCUAGUGAUUAGACACCUAGCGAUUGGACAAGAGGUGCAACCCACAUCAUUGGGGAGACCUUUUAUCCAUCAUGGCGAAUUAAAUUGCUUAUUUGUCUUCAUUUAAAAAAAAAAAAAAAGAGUUGGUUCCUCUGAAAUUCUGGCACAUGGCAUUUCAGAAAUGAAAAUUACUACAGCCCAAAGCUAAUCUCCAAAUCUAAAAUAUAACGGAUUAUAUUUUUCUCUACAAUAUGAUACUAUUGUGUGAUUUCACAUGACACAAUGACAUCAUCUGCAAUAACAGAAAUCGUUCGCAUUUUUUUUUUUAAAUGUAUUUAUUGGGUUACAUAAAGUGUCAAACACCUUUUCACUUUGAAAAGAAAACAUUUAUCUCUGUUUUUAUUACCUUUUUUAUUGUUCUCAAUUUAUUUUUGUGAUUGUGAUGUCAUCAUUAUGCAACAUAGGUGUUUUGCACACAUUACAUUAGUUUUUACAUGUCCUUGAUUGACAUUUGCACAAGGCAAUGCUUUUGAUAGUAUGUUUUGUAAUUUGAAUGCCCUAUAAAUAUGGUUACUUAGCAUGAUACAUUUUCUUUUUGAGCCAAAAUGUUGUUUUAUGCUGUCCAAUAAAUCUACCAUUGGACCUCCUGUGCCCAGUCCUAUUUUUUGUUCUCAAAAUGAUACACAGACAUUGACAGAUACAGACAUACAACCAUAGCUUGUGGCAGUUUAUUGGUAUCUGUGUAUGCAUAUCUGGUAUUGUAUAUCUAUGUAUAUGUCUGAGAGUAUGUGUGCCACCAAGUGGUUCUAGACUCCUUAAGACAAUAACAUAAUAGACCACAAAUUGUAUAGACUAUACAUUGUAUUAUAUUCCUCUAUGCUUAGGCCAAGGGUUCUUUAAUUUUAGGGCAGGAUGGGAACAUCAUAUGAUUUGCAGGAAGUUAUACUUUGUGCCAGCAUCGGUGAUUUGCAGUACACAUACACCUAUAGAGCUGAAUCCUCUUUGUAGAGUAAUGGUUUUACUCUGUUUACUGAAUAGCAAAUGACACAAUUGUUAAAUUAAAAUUCUAAAAAUGCUCUAAAACACAAUUUUUACAAUUAAAGCCAUAAUUCACUCCUUGCUACAUUUGUUAUAUAACUUCCAAAAAAGAAGUGACAACAAGGAGUAGUAAGUGAAUCUAUUUUGAGUUAUAAUUUCAUUAGCUAGAUUACUUAUGUAGAAAUGAUUAAAAGCAAAACCAUAAAAAAUGUGUUGUUUCUAAUUUUUCCUAUUUUUAAAGGAAAUUAAAAAAGAUAAACAAGCAAACAGGUGCUAAAAUACGCAAAUACAGAUGUAAAUCAAUAUGCAAAUAAAAAGGUAAAGCAGCACCUUAAAGUGCACAAGCUCAAGACACACCCUAUAGAUACAUAGAAAAAAGAAAAAAGGUGCGCUGUACCUUUAAAAUGUAAAGUGCAAACAAGUGCAAAUCAAGUGUCAAAAGUGCAAAAAAAGUGCAUAAAAUAUGUAAACAACUUCAGCAUACACAAUAUGUGCAAAAGUUGCAAGUGGAUAUUGUGAAAACUAAUACAAGAAUGACUUACAGAGGAAAAUAUCCUUGGUGCUCCAUAUGUAAAUUAGGACACAUGGUACAUAUAAAAGAUGCACAAAGGGAGAGACAUUGUAUAAUACUGUUUAAAAAAUGAUAGAACCAAAACCAAAGAUAAGAAUGUAACUCACAAAAGAAGAGCAGUAAAAGCCUGCUCUAACUUAUCCAGCCUGUAGUCCACAACCCAGGACUCAAUGAUGAUAGAAACAGCAGGACCCCAGCUGAAUGAAAAGAUGAAUAAACUUUAUUUCUUACAGUAAAACAAUGGUCUCCGUUCCCACAUAGAAGUCCAAUGGUCCUAUUCAAUGUUCUUUAAAAGGUUUCUGUCAGCAAACUCAGUCACUUUCGGCACUGUAGGAUGUACUUCCUGGUAUUCGGAGUUUCGUCCGGUCACGUGGUAACGUGAUGAUGCGUUUCGCCGAAUCGGCUUCCUCAGAUCACAUCUCAUUGCUGCUGGUCCUGACUUUUAAAGCCCAGGCUGUGGGCGUAAUGUUCGCUGAUUAUUCAGAUGAUAUGGGCAUAAUAAUCAUUAAUUAUUGAAAUGACCCCUCGUAGUCAUAUUCAAAUCCACAGUCACAACGGGGGUUUAUCUCCUAAAUGUCCUUUUCAUAAAAACCAUAAUACAAAAACAAAACACAAAUGCAGUGCCAAAGAUGCAUCAGAUAACAUCUAAAUAUAUAGCCAAAUAACAUAUAUUGAUAAUUCACAAUAUAAAUGCCAAAAGAAGAGUAAGUAUAUUAUAUAUGCAUUCCUAAUUUACAGCACUCUUAAUUCAUAAUAAAGACCCUAUAUAGAGUUACAAACCAUACUAUAUUAAACAUAAAAGUCUAAAAUGGUGUCAUACCCCCAUAUUACUAAAUUCAUUAAAUAAAAUGAAAUAAAAAAGAUGAACCUACUAAAAGGGAGAAAAAAACAGGAAUAUUAGUAUCUUAACACAUAUACCUUGUAUAAAACCACUAAAAUCACUAGAAGUUACAUAGAAAUAGUGCCAGAAAAACAAAAAAAUAUAAAAGAUAAAAAAUCUAUAAAAAUGAAGACAUUAAAAGUAUUACAAAAAUAUAAAAAAUUAUACAAAUCAAAUUCGAUAUUAAGACCCUUAGGUGCAAGGGUUUCUAAUGUAUGAACCCAUUUCAUUUCCUCUUGCCCCAGGUUUUGAAUGAAAUUACCUCCUCGCCAUGAUUUUCUUAUUAUUUGUAUGCCUAAAAAUGUAAGGCCUCUGGAGUCUUUAUUAUGGUGUUUUUUAAAAGGGGCAGAUACACUAUGGUGGUCAAGACCUUUCCGAAUAUUGUUAAUGUGUUCAUAGAUUCUUUUAUGUAAGGGGCGGAUGGUCCUGCCCACAUAUUGAAACCCACAUGGACAUAUUAAAACAUAAAUAAUAUUUUUUGUAAAACAAGUGGUAAAAUCUUUAAUGGUGUGCUCUUCCAUAUUAUAUUUACUCCUAAAUUUACUAAUUCCUUUUAAGGUACUGUUUCUACUGCACUUACACCCCACACAUUUACCGCAUGAAUAAAAGCCUUUUUUGUUACCACUUAGAAACGUUUUAGGCACUUCUUUCCUAGGGUGAUUAAAGGUUAAGAUUUGCUUUAAAUUGAGUGCACCCCUAAAUGUAAUAAACGGUUUGUCUGGGAUAAUCGCCGAUAACUCUUAAUCUUUUUUUAGAAGGUGCCAAUGUCUAUUGAUAAUAGAUUAUAUUUUUCUAAAAUUUUGAUUAUAAUCCAGAACCAAGGGUAAUUUGUCUAGUUUAUCCUGUCCGCUACUAUUAUUCCUUUGUUUAAAAAACAAUUCAUCUUGAUCAAAUUCCUUUACUUCAUCAUAGGCUCUAUCUAAUAUGUUAGUAGGGUAUUGUUUUUGAGAGAAUUUGUUUAUCACCAUUUUUGUCUGUUCCGCAAAUCUCUCUUUAUCAGUACAAUUCCUUCUUUGCAGUUGUCCUAUAGGGAUAUUAUUUAACCACGGGGUGUAGUGCUCACUAUUAUAUAAAACAUAACUAUUAGCGUCAACUUUAAAAAAAAAAAAGAUAUUUGUCGUUAAAAUGCCAGCAUAUACAUCAAUUUCUAAAUCUAAAAAGUUUAUAUUAUAUUUACUAAAUACACUGCUAAAAUUUAGGCCCCAUUCAUUUUGAUUAAUAUUUUCUAAAACAAAUUCUAAAUCUAUUUGUGAGCCUUUCCAUAUAAAAAAGAUAUCAUCGCUAUAUCUAUGAUAGGAUACCAGGUUCGUCCCCCAAUUCUGGCUGUUGUAGAUCAUUUCUGUUUCCCAGCCUGACAUAAAUAAAUUAGCAUAACUAGGGGCGAAAUGGUCCCCAUAGCAGUGCCCUGUAAUCGUAAAUAAAACCUAGAGUUAAAAAAGAAAUAAAUUAUUUUCUAACAUCCAUUUAAUACUAUGAACUAAAAAUUGGAUGUGAUUCUCAUUAAAAAUUCCAGAUUUUUCCAAGCAUUCUUGUAUAGUUCUACACCCCUUUUCAUGGGAAAUAGAGGUAUACAGUGCCGUUACAUCUGAAGUAACUAGGAAAUACUCUUCCUCCCGUUUAGUAUUCUUUACAAUUUUUAUUAUGUCUGUAGUAUCUUUGAGGUAUAAGGGCAUUUCUUUAACUAAAUUUUGUAGCCAAAUGUCCACGUAUUUGGAAAGAUUGGCUGAAAUAGAUCCAAUACCGGACACGAUUGGCCUGCCCAGGGGUUUUUCCAAAUUUUUAUGUACCUUCGGCAGGGUGUAAAACACGGGCACUCUAGGAAAUUCAACUUGUAAAAACUUAUACUCAUUUUCAUUUAAAUUACCCUCUUCCUUACCCCUUUUUAAAAGAAUCUCUAAAGAGGAUUUCAUCUCUAUAGUAGGGUCUUUUUUUAAUACCUUAUAUAUUUUCUUAUGCUCUAAUUGUCGAUAACAUUCUUCCAAGUAAUUAGUAGUGUUCUGAAUAACAAUACUGCCCCCCUUAUCUGCUGGCUUUAUUAUUAUUUCUCUAUUAUUUCUCAAAUCUUGUAGGGCUUUACGUUCAUUAAAACUUAAGUUAGAAUUAUGUUUUUUGUUUACACUCCCCAAUUUAUCAAAGUCCUCAAUGACGGAUUUCUCAAAGAUCUCUAUGGCACUUGUUCUGUAGUUCCUAGGAUAAAAACUCGAUUUAUUCCUCAAAUCAGUAUGGUUUUCACUCUUCCUAGUAUCAUUAUAUUUAUUAAUUUCAAAGAAUCUUUUUAAAGUGAGUGUUCUAGAAUAUUUUAAUAUAUCAAUAUAUACGGAAAAAGAGUUAAAAUUUCUACUGGGGGCGAAUUUCAGACCUUUAUUUAAAAUUCUAAUUUCAGCGUUAUUUUUAAAGGAAUGUUCCAAGUACCAUAACCCCUACAAUGCACUGUAGUGAUUAUAAUUAUUUUAUUAUUUAUAUAGCGCCAUCAGAUUCCAUACAAUGAUGAAAGGAGUUUCCUUGUGUUCCCCCAUUGUAAAUAGUCCAACUUUUUUAUAACAAGCACACUUUAGUGGAUAUGGUAUUUGGAGAUGUCCUUUAAUAUUGUAUUCCUGUGUAAUGGAUCUUCCUGUAAAGGCUCGCUCAUGAAGGAAUUAAUGCACAGUUAUUUACUUGCUAAGAUCAAUAUAAAAAAGAUCAAUGUGUCAUAUAAAAACAAAAAUAUAAUUUAGGAGUGUGGUAUAGCACAACACCAAAAGGCAAAAUAGUUUAACCUAGUGCAGUUAUUGUGUAUAAGCUGCUGUAGCCCCAAAAGCAAGCAAAAUAUAGCAAUCCAAAGUAUUCAUCCACAAAGCAAAGCUUAGUUGUAGGGGCCCUAUGAGGACAUUUAUUAUUAUUAUCCUUGAUAAAGGGACAGGGUCCCGAAACGUCCGUAUUUUGAAUGCUCUUUGAAUAAACUUGGGCUGCACUAGUGGGCACCUAUAACUAAGAUGUGCUUUGUGGAUGAAUAUUUUGGAUUGUCAUAUGAAAACAUUUUCAAUUAAAAUCUAGUGAUUUCUUUAUAUUUCUUUCUCAAUUUACUCUUUCUUUCUCUUACAAGAGGCUGUGAUAUCUAGCCAAAAACUUACUAAAAGAUACACAAACAUUUGCACAUGUGACAUUUACAUACAUAUAUACAGUAUAUACUGAUUACAUACUUAUAUUACUUUAUAUGCUAUAUAAUUUACCCAUUAUUUCAGGAACAUGGAUGGUGAUGUUAAUUCAUGCAGUCAUUCCACGAAUGGUAAAAAUGCAAGAUUCGUUACUAUGCACAAUGUAGGAUCAGCUGCCAUUUUAUUGUGGCACUAUUCAAAGCUUAAUUAUUAGCAGCAAUUAAAAAAACAUCUGGACAAGAGUAUCAAAACCUCUACCCUUUAAACUCUCCUAACAUUAGACAAUCCAUAAUAAUGUAAUAUAGACAUCAACAAGAACAAUGGAUACUCAUACACAUCGCUAAAGUGAUUUUGAUGCUUAGAGUGUCCCUUUAAUUUUGUAUUUCACAUAACUGUGGCAUUAUUGUAAUCUGCAACAUGAAUAUAAAUUGUUUAUCUUGAAGGCCACGAUUGUUAAAACUUAAGAAUAAUUUUGAUCUUAAUCAUUUUGUUUCACACAGUCAAAGAAUACUUUUAACAGAGCCAAGCUGAUAAACGUUGGAUUUACUGAAGCUGCAAAGGAUUAUGAUUACGACUGCUUUAUUUUCAGUGAUGUGGACAUUAUCCCAAUGGAUCUGAGGCAUCUCUACAGGUGUUCUAAAAAUCCAAGGCAUCUGGCCAAUGCUGUAGACAAGUUCAAUUUUACGUAAGCUGUUUUUGUUGUCAUUCUAUUUAUUUAUUGUUAAUAUAGUCUUGAGAUGGCUGAUAUCAAAUUUAUUUAAAUAUGAGAUAUUAUAAAUGAAAGCAACUACAAACAUCAUGACCACAACAAUGUGCUGGAGUGGUUAUGGUUCAAGGAGUGCCCUGGUUCCUCCCAUUAUACGCAGUCACACCUCUUUAGAAUGGUUUCAGUCCUUACCUAGGGUCCACCAGGCAGUCUGAAGAGCUCACAAUUUCAAGUCCUAUGUUACUAGCCAGGUCAAAAGCUUACUUACAACUGCAAGCCUCGAGGAUUCAUGGCACAAAAUCCAGUGGUGAUUUUUGCCACUUGAAUUUUCUCUCAACAGUGGCUUGUGAAGGUUUUGAGCUAUGCCUACCUCCUAUACAACAGAGUAAAAGACAAAAAGUAUCAUCUAACUUCUUUAAGUCAAUUAGCCCUGCGGCUCUCUGUCAGAUGUAGUGGAGACAGGGACUAGCUCCUGGUGGACCACAGGUAAGAAGUCAAACCAUUCUAAAAUGGUGUGCGCUACUCACAUUGGCGGAGCAGGCAACUCUUGGCACUGUAACCAUUAUCUAUGUAUUGUAAGUUUUAUGGAUAUUCUCUAUGAUGAAUAUAUUACAUUGGAAACCUAAAUUUAUUUUCAAGUUUUUUUGGUGGGGGGGGGAUAAGAGAAAUAAGUAGCACACAAAUAAAAAUGUAAAUACUUAUAUAUAAAAUUCCAAAUAUUAAAGAAAUUUCAUGAAAUAGAAGUAUUACACAAGAAGUAUUAUGCAUUUCACCCUUUAAAAAAGAUCACAGCUAAAUUUUGCAGAAAUUAACAAAGCGAAUAGGCUCAAAAUGCCCACAGUGCAUUGUAGUUGUUAUGGUUCAGAGUGUCCUAACGGCCCUCUAAUUUACGAUUUACAAGCUGCUUUGUAAAAGACUGACUUCUCAUCUGGGGUCUGCUGGAUGCUACUCUGUAUCUCCUGUUUUGAGAGUCAGCUUGUUGUCUGAGAGCAUCAGUUGACUUCUUUCAUCCAAUGAGGAAAGUCCUUCACUAUGUAUACAGGGAGGUGUGCCUAGGGCUGUAUUAAACAAAGUGAUUUAACUAAUCAAUUGAGCAGUGAGGGGCAUGCAGGGUAACAGUGCAGGGGCAUGAUUUAGACACCAAAACUGUUUCAUUAAGCUAAAGUAGUUUUGGUGACUAUAGUGUACAUUUAAUAUUUUACUAUUAACAAAAGAUCUAAAACUCACUUGUUGCAAUUGUGGAGAAAAUAAACGUUUGUGUAGAAGGUACAACGUGUUUAGUUUUUUUUACUAUGUGUAAAUAAAUAUUUUUAAAGUACUUUUUGUAACAUAUUUCUGAUAUAAUGUUUUUAUUCUCCAUUAGGCUACUCUAUGAAACACUUUUUGGUGGAAUAGUUGCUUUCACAAAAGAACAGUUCCUCAAAAUUAAUGGGUUUUCCAAUACAUUCUGGGGAUGGGGUGGAGAAGAUGAUGAAUUAUAUAACAGGUAUGUGGUAAUUUAUUAUUAAUAUUGUAUAAUCUCAAACUUUGCUCAAUCUCAGACCUUUCUUACACACCUUUUCUGCUAUUUGUGUUGACAAUGCAUCUCACUCAGCAUCAUAAACCUUACUUAGCUCUCGAUUUUAAGAUGUUUUCCAAAUGACACAAUACUGUUAGACAGCCUUCCCAAAUGAUUUAUCUACACACAUUCCAUAGACUUUAAUCGGGAUUUAUGUAGAUAAAUAAUUUGAAAAGUUUUUCUAACAGUAUUGAAUCGAUAGACUUGCGCACAGUAGAAAGAUAAGUAAUUUUUUUUAGUUCUGGAAGACCAGUAGUGGUCCAUGCAAAAUAUUUGGAAAAAAUGUUCUGGAGAAGCAAAAAAGGAUAAAGCACCAAAAAUGGUUACAAUAUUGCCUAGUCAUGGACCGAUUAAGGGCUUCAUGGACCUGGUGCUGAGGAUUUUGGUGUGCCUUUUUAUGGAAAUGUAUAAAAUGAAGCACAUUGCAGUGUUUAUGGUGUCGUCCAACCUGUCAAUCUAUUUUUUUUUUGUGGUGUGAUGGUUAACUUGGUAAUGCUGGGCACCCAAACCGCUCACUUCUCGUGCUCAAGAAUCAGUAUGACUUGGAUGCUACAUCUUGAAGACAGGAAUCAGUGUGGAUUGAGAAUAAAAAGUAGCCCUAUAAAAAAGCUCAUACCAACCUUAUCAUGCAUUGCAAUAGUAGAGUGUGCAUCUACACUUAUGGGCUGCAUAAUAAACAAACAAACAAAAAGUAUUUAUUUUAAGCAGACGUGCAAAAAUACAGCCAAAGUUCCAGCUUGAUUACCUUGGAGAGUUAUGAUAAAUAUGGUAAUGGCACACAAACAUGGAGAUGCAUUUGCUUAAAUUAAAAAAGUUAUUUUGGUUAUUCUUUGCAAAGGACCCCACCUCCAUAGCAAUUUUAGCUUAUUGAAGUAUUUAUGGGGAAUUUCUGGGCGAAAAAUUGCAACAAUUUAUUAUUGAAAUUGAGGCUGUCGUGUCCAACACCGCUGCCUCUGGCUUCUUUUCUCUGCAGUAUGAGGACAGUUUACCUGGGCAGUCGGUCACAGGCAGAGAAUUUCAUUUGACGUUUUAACCCAAUGACUGAGAGAAAUAGUAUGUUUCUGUGUUUUACAGUUGGGCUCAAAAGUUUGCAUAUCUUGGCAGAAAUUGUGAAACUUUGGCAUUGAUUUAGAAAAUAUGACUGAUCAUACAAAAAUUUUAUUUUAUUGAAGGAUAGUGAUCGUAUGAAGCCAUUUAUUAUCGCAUAUUUGUUUGGCUCCUUUUUAAAUCAUAACGAUAACAGAAAUCACGUGGAUGCACUGAGCAGGUUAGAUACUGAGUCAUGGGGAGCAGAAAAGAAUUGUCAAAAGACCAGCGUAACGAGGUAAUGGAACUUUAUAAAGAUGGAAAAGGAUAUAAAAAGAUACCCAAACCUUGAAAAUGCCAGUCAGUACUGUUCAAUCACUUAUUAAGAAGUGGAAAAUUCUGGGACCUCUUGAUACCAAGCCACGGUCAGGUAGACCAAGAAAUAUUUCAGCCACGAGUGCCAGAAUAAUUGUUCAGGAUACAACGAAAAACCCACAGGUAACCUCAGGAGAAAUACAGGCUGCUGUUGAAAAAGACUGUGUUGUUGUUUUAAGGAGCACAACACAACCAUACUUGAACAAAAAUGAGCUGCACGGUCGAGUUGCCAGAAAGAAGUCUUUACUGCACCAAUUCCACGAAAAAGCCCGGUACAAUAUGCCCGGCAACACCAUAACACGCCUCACAGCUUCUGGCAUACUGUAAUUUGGAGUGAUGAGACCAAAAUAGAGCUUUAUGGUCACAACCAUGAGCGCUAUGUUUGGAGAGGGGUCAACAAGGCCUAUAGUAAAAAGAAUACCAUCCCCACUGUUAAGCAUGGUGGUGGUGUACUAAUGUUUUUUGGGGGGGGGGGUGUGUUUUAAGGGCAUGGGGAAUCUUGUGAAAAUUGAUGGCAAGAUGAAUGCAGCAUGUUAUCAGAAAAUAUUUGCAGACAAUUUACAUUCUUCUGCACGAAGGCUGCGCAUGGGACGCUCUUGGACAUUCCAGCAUGACCCUAAGCAGAAGGCCAAGUUGACCUCCAGUGGUUACAGCAGAAAAAGGUAAAGGCUCUGGCCAUCAAAGUCUCCUGACUUUAAUAUUAUUGAAGCACUGUAGGGAGAUCUGAAACAUGCGGUUCAUGCAAAAUGACCAAAGACUUUGCAUGACCUGAGGGCAUUUUCCCAAGAUGAAUGGGCAGCUAUACCACCUGCAAGAACUAGGAGCCUCAUAGACAACUAUUACAAAAGACUGCAUGCUGUCAUUGAUGCUAAAGGGGGCAAUACACAGUAUUAAGAACUAAGGAUAUGCAGACUUUUGAACAGGGGUAAUUUCAUUUUUUUCUUUGUUGCCAUGUUUUGUUUUAUGAUUGUGCCAUUCUGUUAUAACCUAUAGUUGAAUAUGAAUCGCAUAAGAAAUAAUAGAAAUGUGUUUUGCCUGCUCACUCAUGUUUUCUUUAAAAAUGGUACAAAUAUUACCAAUUCUCCAGGGGUAUGCAAACUUUUGAGCACAACUGUACAAGUGACCCAAUAAAUCUUCACUUGUUCAUCUGAUAGAGAUGCACAAGUGAAAUGUUUACUGGCCCUGGUAUGAGGAUAAAAAAUUAUCACUUAUUUUUUAAUACACAUGCCAUUGUAUACUGUGAACAGAACCCUCAAUGUUUCCCUGUGACACACACAUGCUGAUCCAGUCUCUGACUAUUGCUCACUGCUGUUACACUUUUAAAUGUACUAAGUUCUUAGGGAUCCCAAGAAGGUUAAUAAACAAAAUCUGAGAGGCAUACAUGUGUGUAAACCCGUGUGCAGAUACACAUCAGUGCUACUCAAGAGUAGAGAUGUCGCGAACUGUUCGCGACAUCUCUACUCAAGAGAAGAAGUGCUGUGUUUUUGAUGGAAAAAUAUAUUUAAAAAAUGUAAAAUAGUAAUUAAUCUCCCAUAUUGCAACUGUAAUUAGGAAAUAACUCAUCUGUGAGCUAGAAGAGGCAAAAUAUGUCAGCUUGAUGCUAGAUAGAUCGACUGACGAAUGAGGAGUAGAAGAGUUAAUAUUGUAUGUCAGAUAUAUCAAAACAAUAGGAUCAAAAAAUAUUUCUAUCAGCCCUGUUACUUGAAAUGGCUAUUGCAGAUGGGUACUUAGAAACCAUCACUAAAGGCCUGAAGAUGCAUGGUCUCUUAGAAUUACAUUCUUCAAGCCAACUGAUUGGAAUUGGUUCAGAGGGUGCCAGCGUGAUUGGAGCUGAAAAUGGACUGGUAGAGAAAGUAAGUCAAAAUCUCACCCAUGUAAUUGGCUUUCACUGUGCUGCACACAGCUUAUAUUUAAGUGUAUUAAGCUCUGUGAAAGAAGGACAAUUCAUCGAUGACCUUGACUCGGUUUUAAAGAAGCUGUACAAAUUUUACCAGUAUUUACGAAUGAGACCGCUGAAGCAGGAACCGUAUAUAUUCGUGUAUAAGUCGAGAAAUUUUACCUGCAAACUUAAUGUUAUAUUGCAGGCUCGACUUAUACACAGGUGUGAGGGGGGAUGGCCGCAUCAUCGUGGUGCCGCUGGGCCAGGCGGCCGCAUCAUCGUGGUGCCGCUGGGCAGGGCGGCCGCCUAGCCAGUCCGGCGAGAUACUCACUUUCGUGCUUUCUGACAGUGCAGCUGUCAGAAAGCACGAACUGAAGGAGGGAGACUAUCUUGCUCCCUCACAGCGGCGGUGGCAUACUCCGGGUAGCGAGAGGGAGGGGGACGGGGACAUCAGACAAAGGGCCAGUGCUACUAUCUUAAUGGAGCACCGGCCAAGAGGCACAUUGAUGUCCGUGUGACUGGCGGGAGCACAUAAAACCACUCUCCUGCCGGUCAAUCUCUCUUACCCCUCCAGAUGCGCCGGCCAAAUGAAGCGUUAAAGUUAAAGCCUCAGAGGGGAUGUGAGCUGCGAGGAGCGGCAGUGGCUCGCGGCUAAUCAGCUCACAUUGUGUUAAGGGAUGCUGGGAUACAUGACGUCAUAUCCCAGCAGCCAAGUAUUGGAAAGAGCGAAGGCUGGCCACUGGGAGAAACUUGUUUAAUUUAUAAAAAAAAAAAAAAGUGUUUAUAAUCUAGUGAGUUUGUGUCAGUGUGUGUGUAUGUUUGUUUCAGUAAGGGUGUGUUUGUUUGUCAGUGAGUGUUUGUGUUUCUGUCAGUGAAUGUGUAUGUUUCUGUCAGUGAGUGUGUGUGUGUUUCUGUCAGUGAAUGUGUGUGUUUCUGUCAGUGAGUGUGUGUGUUUCUGUCAGUGGGUGUAUGUGUUUCUGUCAGUGAAUGUGUGUGUUUCUGUCAGUGAAUAAUAGGAUCAAAAAUAUUUCUAUCAGCCCUGUUACUUGAAAUGGCUAUUGCAGAUGGGUACUUAGAAACCAUCACUAAAGGCCUGAAGAUGCAUGGUCUCUUAGAAUUACAUUCUUCAAGCCAACUGAUUGGAAUUGGUUCAGAGGGUGCCAGUGUGAUUGGAGUCGAUCUAUCUAGCAUCAAGCUGACAUAUUUAUAUAGAGAGUGUUUGUCAGUGAAUGUGUGUGUUUCUGUCAGUGUGUGUGUGUGUUUCUGUCAGUGAAUGUGUAUGUUUCUGUCAGUGAGUGUUUCUGUCAGUGUGUGUUUGUUUGUUUCUGUCAGUGAAUGUGUGUGUUUCUGUCAGUGAAUGUUUCUGUCAGAGAGUGUUUGUCAGUGAGUGUUUGUCAGUGAGUGUUUCUGUCGGUGAAUGUUUCUGUCAUUAAAUGUUUCUGUCAGUGAAUGUGUGUGUUUCUGUCAGUGAAUGUGUGUCAAGAGUCAGAGUGCAUUUGUGUAUGUGUCAGUGUGUGUAUGAGCCAGUGAGUGCAUGUGUGUGUAUAUAUUAAAGGAACAGUAUAGGGACAAACGUAUUCCUGGCCCUAUAGUGUAGGGUCCCUGGCCCCCCUCGACGCUGUUAAGGCAUACUAUGGGCUUAAACACUGUCAGGGCGGCAUGGUUCACCCUAGCAGUGCAGCUGUCAGAAAGCACAAACUGAAGGAGGGAGAAGACAAAACUAUGAUGCUCCGUUGCGGCUUGCACAAUUCUUAGCAUAGCCACAUCAUAGAGUAGUGUUUACUCCAUGAUGUGUCCAUGCUGGGAAUUGUGGGAACCGCGAGGGAGCAUGAUAGAGAGACAUUUGUGUUAUAUUUCCAGUUUACACGUGCAAGGUCAGCCUCAGGAGAAAGGGAAAAGAGAGACACAAGGGGAGGGGGGAGAAAGAGACUGAGGGGAAGACUGUUACAAAAUGCCUUUUGUAACUGUUCCUUUAAAUGACAAAUUGCCCUGCUUCCCUGGAUUAUGGAGGAGCCUAUUUGCCAGCCUCCUCCCCCGUGACUAUGGACCGGGUUUGUAUGGCCCUUUAAGAACAGUCUGUGAGCAUAUUGGGGCUUAUGGACUUUUUAUGGGACUGGUGCUGGCCCUUUAAGCACAUUUUUGGGCCAUAGGGAAAAGUGGGACACUGCCCCUUUACGCCUGUGUCCCCAGACUUGGUUAAAACCCUUUGUUCCUGGCUAUUUCCCACUUGGUUCAGUGAAUGGGGCUUAAUGAACCAAGUACCACACAGGCUGACCACCCAGAAGUGGAAGUGUGCAGGCAAUUUACCUCCCAGGCUGGGAGCCUGCUGUAGGUAAAUUGCCGAAUGCUGGGUGGUCGCCGUACGAACACGUGGCGGCGCCAUCUUUAUUCAUUCAAAUACGGUCAGCAGUGUGUGCAGCCAAAUUCAUGGAACUAAAACCUGUACCUUCUCCCAUACCGAACUUUCAUUCGGUGAUGGGACUUUUUUUUUUUUUUUUCAGCCUGAAAUAGACCGACCGCACAGCCCAAAUCUAUGGAACUGUUUUGGGCAUGAAAAUGUGUCGGUCAUAAAGGACUUCCGUCUAACUUUUUAUCCACUGGAGGGAUUUGUGUGAUUUUUGGUUAGGUUUAUAUUUAAAGGAUGCUGAUUAAUAAUAUGUAUCUUUUUAUGUCUGUUAGUGAGUGAGUGUGUGUCUGUUAGUGAGUGAGUGUGUGUGUCUGUUAGUGAGUGAGUGUAUCUGUGUGUGUGUCUGUUAGUGAGUGUGUGUCUGUUAGUGAGUGUUUGUGUGUCUGUUAGUGUGUUUGUUUGUGUGUCUGUUAGUGAGUGUGUGUAUGUUAGUGUGUGUGUGUGUGUGUGUGUCAGUGUGAGUGAGUGUGUGUCAGUGUGAGUGAGUGUGUGUGUCUGUGAGUGUGUAUGUCUGUUAGCUAGUGUAUGCGUAUCUGUCAGUGAAUGUGUGUGUGUAUUUAGAAGGCGGGGCAGGGGGGAAGGGUGGGGGGGGGGCACCUGAGUUUUGUCCUGCCUAGGGCAGUGCAAAACCAGGAUACACCACUGGUCCUAUGUAAGGAAAACCUGCAUAAAAGAAGGCCCUUUGGUGCCAAUUAAACAGAAUGACUUGACCCUCUAACUUGCAGCCUUGACUCAUGUUUGUAGGGGACAGCUAUAAUCACUACAGGGAUUGCUAUGCUCUUCAUACUCCCUUAGCCACUGAGCUCUUGUAAGAGCUCUUGUUCCUGAUCCUGCUUCGCUCUACAGAAGGAAGAGAUUCACCUACUGGAACAUGGAGCCUGGUCGUAGGUCCAGGGUGGAUAGCAGACGGCGAGAUCCUAGCCCAGCAGCGGUGGUUCGUGGAGUCUGCAGUGCUUAUAGUGUCUACGGUGCUGAUGGUCCUUUGAUGAGCGCCAGGAGCAUCCUUUCUACGGUCCAACUUCCAGCCAGCCUGGAGGCAACCAUAACAAAGACAGAGGAGGAAGAGAGACACACAAAAGGGAGGGGGAGAGAGACACACAGAGGAUAGGGGAUGAUGAAACAGGGGCAAGAGAGAGACACAGGGGGAGGGAAAAAGAGGCAGAGGGGGAGGAUAGAGACUGGGAAGAAAAGGGGAGAAAUGGACACAUAGGUGCAGUGAGGGGGAGAAAGAAACAUACCGGUACACCAUAUAAGGGAACUUGAUUGACUAUUUACUCUUGUUUGUUGUCAAAUGAUUAUUAAGAUUACAUUAAUAAUAACAGAAUAAUAUUUUCGGUAAAUUCUUAUCUUCCGAAAAAUGAGUUUUGCAAAGAAAACGAUAGCUUCUAACACUGCUGCGCUUAAAUUGAAAGUUAUUGAACGUGCAAAGGAAGCCAAUAAUAGUGUAGCUACACGAGAGUUUAGCAUCAGCGAAAAACUCGUAAGAGAUUGGAGAAAAAAUUAGGCUGAAUUGCAAGCCAUGCCGAAGUUGAAGAAAGCAUUACGUUUCAAAGCUACACCUUUUGAUGGAAUGGAAAAGGAUUUGAAUGACUGGAUAAUGGAAUGUAGACAAAAUGGAUAUGUUGUGACUCGCUCGAGCAUUCAAAUACGAGCACUUCAGAUGGCAAAAGAAAAAUAUUUGGCGACUGAAGGUAUGGCACAAUUUAGAGCAUCGUCUGGUUGGUGCACACGAUUCAUGAACGAAUAUGGAUUGUGUCUUCGUCAGCGAACAAAGAUCGCUCAGACGCUGCCUAAAGAGCUGGACGAAAAGGUCAUGUCAUUCCACAAAUUCAUUAUCAAACAGAGAAAAAAGAAUGGUUUCGCUCUGAUAACAUUGGUAAUAUGGACAAAACUCCAAUGACAUUUGAUAUGCCUGGCAAUUGAACUGUAGCAAGCGUUGCGGAAAAAACUGUACUUAUAAAAACAACCGGUCAUGAAAAGUCACAUUUCAUUGUUGUCCUGUCUUGCCUGGCAGAUGGCACUAAACUGAGCCCGGUAAUAAUAUUCAAGAGGAAAACAAUGCCAAAGAACUUAAAAAUUCUGGCAGGAGUAACUUUUCAUGUUCACCCUAAAGGCUGGAUGGAUGAGGAGGGUACAAAGUUGUGGCUGCGCAAUGUGUGGGGCAGGCGACCAGUCGCAGCGCUAAGAAAAUGUCAGUCGUUAUUGGUGUGGGAUAUGUUCCAUGCGCAUAUAACAGAGGAUGUGAAGGAAGAAGAAAAGAAAAUGGCAACCACGUUGGCAGUGAUUCCAGGCGACCUAACAUCAAUGCUCCAGCCAUUGGAUGUCUGUCUCAACAAGCCUUUCAAGGACCGAUUGCGCAAUAUGUGGUAACAAUGGAUGUGUUCUGGUCAAGCAAAGUUAACGAAAGGAGAAAACUUGAUGAAACCAGACAUUGAUUUGAUAACGAAAUGGGUAAAGGAUGCUUGGGAUUCCAUAUCACCAGAAAUGAUCAAGAAGUCGUUCCUGAAAUGCGGAAUUAGUAAUUCUAUGGAUGGAUCAGAGGACGACGCCAUCUAUGAAGAGAAAGAUGAAUCGACUUCAUAUACCAAUUCAACAGAUGACGACAGCGAAGACGACGUAUACACUGAUGGCAUCACCGAAGAACAAUGUCAUGAUUUAUUCGGACAUUCUGACGAUGACGAGUCAGAGUUUGAAGGAUUUGUAUAGGCCAAACAAUGUUAAAAUUCCCUGUAAUAAGUUUAAGGGAUUCGUUACAGUUAAUAAAUUAAAUGUUCAUGUUCAUGAUUGCUCAUUUUUUUAAAUCCAGUUUUUAGCGGACAUGUUUGAUUGUUCCAGGAUCUUACCUAGGUAAAAUCUGACAAAAUUAUAAAAGUCCCAAAUUUUACCCUCGACGUAUCCACAAGUCAUAGCAUAUUUCACAAUUGUUGGUCACAAAACUGCACUCGACUUAUACACAAGAUCGACUUAUACACGAGUAUAUACGGUAACUCAUAGUUUUCAGAAAAAAAAAUACAGAAAUAUUUGCAUAUCAUAAGAUGGGUGUCAAGCAAAGUCAGUGCUCUCUCUGCACUUGUCAAAGACAAGGUGCCAGUUCACGUUGAAAGUGUUGCUGCAGAAAACUUGUUUGUUUUAAAAAAAACAAAAAAAACUAACUGAUUUUAAAUGCGUUCACAAGCUCCAUUUUCUGCUUGAUUACCUGAAAUCAUUAAGAACCUCUCCCUAUUAUUUCAAAGGGAAAAACUUUUUUUAAGCACAACUGAGUUGCAUGUGAAAAACACUAUUUCAUUGUUAAACUCACUCAAAGCUGUUCCAAAACAGCAUGAGAAGAGAUUUAUCGAUGGAACAUCACUUAAAGGACUGUAACAAAAUAUACAGUUGCAUGGAGUCAGCAAUACUGUAACUUCUUCGAUCCAGCAUAAAAAAGACAAAUUAAUUCAGCAUGCUGUUAAACAUGUGGAAGAGCGAUUUCUGAUCCAGAGGAAUAUUGAACGUUCCACGAGUGUUAUAUACCUGUUGCUAGGGAUGUGCAUGAUCCAAAAAUUCGGUUUGGUUCGGAAAUUCGGGUAAGAAAAAAAGUCGUCAAUUCGUGACUUUGGCCCUUCGGUUCGGUACUUCUGAAAUUCAAGACUUCGGCAAUUCAGAACUUUGGUAUGGUUCAGGACUUCGGUUCGGGACUUUGGCAAUUCGGAAAAUCUAAGCCAACAAUCUAAAACCCUACUCCUACCCUAAGCCAACCCUACCCUAACCCAAACCUAGCCUACCCCUAACCUAACCCUGUCAUUAUUCACAUAAAUUUCCCUCCCUCUCUUGUUUUGCCACUUUUUAGAAAUCCGAAGCACUUCGGCACUUAGAAAAUUCGGCACUUCUGCCAUUUGGUUCGGCACUUCAGCAAUUUUGGGACUUUGGCAAUUCCGUUCGGUACUUCCGAAAUUUGGCACUUCGGACAUUCUGAAGCAUCCGAAUGUUCGAAUUGCCUGAAAUGCGUCCGAAUUCACAUUCGGUCCGAAACGCACGUGUCUACCUACCUUUUGCCUGGCAUCAGGAACAACAUUACAAGACUAUGGUGUUGAUGACAUUACAGCAUUGGCUCAGCAUUUCCAGAAACAACUCUUUCUGCUUGAAAUGCAUGGCAAAUGCAUUCAUGCAAUCCACAAUGAGUGUUAGAAAUUUAAAGUCCUUUGAAAUGGAAAGAAACUGAGUGAACUUCAGGAUUUGGCACUCUCAAAUAGACAGAUUUCCAGUUUUGGGAAACUUGUUGUCUGUAGUGUCUGCAUUGCCAGUCUCAACCAUAUGUUGUGAGAGAGGGUACAGCAUAAUGAACUUUGUAAAAAUUAAAUUCAGAUCAUCAAUGCAACAAAAGAGUUUAGAUGAUUAAUUGAUGACCAACACGAAUGGAUCAUCAGUCCAGGUGUUAGAUCCAGCAAAGGCUGUUGACCACUGGUACUUGCAUGUCCAUAGUAAAUAAAAAACAAGUAAAAAGAACUGAUACAUUGCAUAAAACAUCAGAAUAUAUUAAUUAUGUGCAUAAUGUCUAUGACAUUUGGUUCUAGUUUUCUUUAUGUAUAAAUCUUAUAUCUGCUAUUUUUGUCAUUGAAAAUAAAGCUUUGUUAGUUUUAAAAAAUCUGGCUCCUAAUUUUUUAGCUAGCUCCUAUAUUCAAAGCAGCCCUGCUCCAGGAACUAUAACCAAUUAUUUAAGAUGAAACAGUUAUAGUGCCAAAAAUGCCCUUUUAAGAAUAACCACCAACAGUCUUGGUUCUGCCCCACAAAUAAAGAAGUCCUAAUUAUAAUCCAAGCCAUAAUCCUAGCUUUAGAACAGAAGAAAGGGAUCAGCGCUCUCUAUCUAUACAAAAUACAACAGAAACAAUAAUAAAUAAGUAAAAAGUGGCAGCACACCUAAAAAGUAGGGCUCCCUCACAGGCCUUACAACAGAAAUGGUACAGAAAAAAGAAAGGAAGGCAGCGCCACUAUAAACCACAUAAAUUAAAAGAGCACAGAAUAGGCAGACUAGAAUACAAUAUAUAUGAUAGAUACUAAGCAAAAUAGAAGUCCAGAAUAAAUAGUCUGACUGGUAGAUGAAUCAAACAACGAGGUAUAUCCUUGUAGAGGUGAAUACAGUCUUUUGUAGUGGGGGAUUCUUCAGAGUGGUGUAGAUGCGUCUUUGUACAUCAUAUGAAAUGAGAAAAUAACAACUGAUGGUAUAGUAUGUCCCGAAAGGGGUAGAAGCAAUAAAAGAAUAUAUGGUCCUACUCACGUUUUCAAGAGCUAUGGACUUAGCUCUAGUGUUGAUAACGUACAGUGGUAUAAUCCCCACUUAUGGGAUACGUGAGGUCUUAGUAUUCUUUCUUGAUUAGGGGACCAUAUGUGGAAAUAAAAGCAGGAACAACAAUGGUGCUCAAAGUAUAAAAUGCCAGAGGUGAGAAGAUAAAAAACCAAGUGGUUACUCACAUUUAGUUGAACAGACUGACUGUUCAAUGAAUACAGCUUGAGUGGUAUAAUCCCCACCUAGGAUUCUUGGGAGUAAUAUCCUCACUGGAAAGUAAAAACACUUCUGUGCCGGAUAAAAGGAUGGUAGUAAUAAAAAAGUAAAAUAAUAAUAGUAAUAAAAAGUAAGAUGGCUAACUCACAGUAAGAAAGUGGCCAAAAUACCUUUUAUUUAAAACAAUAUAGUUUAAAAAACCACAACGCGUUUCGCCCUUAGGCUUUAUCAAGUGGAGAUCAGAAAGUACAUCCUGUUACAUACAGGUUUAUAUAGGCAGUGAACAUAUUAGAAAAUGGUGCCAAAAUGAUGUCAUAAUUUUUUUUUUUUCUCAAAAGUGCUAAAUUUUAUAUGUGUAAGUGAGUACAUACCUAUAUGUAAAACAUGUGAUAGUUUAAAAUUAAAAACGAGGUUUUAAACUCACAAUACCUUACAUAUUCUAUUUAGAUACAACAGUCACAUGAUCGGUGGCCAUUUUUUUUUUUUUUUUAAAAGUGCUAAACUUUAUAUGUAUCAGUGAAUACAAACCUAUAUUGGAGACAUGUGAUAGUCUAAAAUUUAAAUUAAAAACAAGGUUUUAUACUCACAAUACCUUGCAUAUUAUUUAAAUAGAACAGUCACGUAUAUAAGUCACAUUGUAUAAAUAUGUACUUCAUGCACAAAAUAAUUAUAAAAGAUAAUAAAAUAUAAGAAAUAUAUUAUAAAAAAUUAAUUAUAAAAAUUAUAAAAAAAUUAUAAAAAAUUAAACAGGUCGAACUCUACAUUAAGACCUUCGGGGGUAAGGGUUUUUAAAAGGAACACCCAGUGCAUUUCUUUUUGUCCCAGUAAUUUUUUGAGGUCACCUCCCCUCCAGGGUAAUUUACAUCUUUGGAUCCCAGUACAUUUUAAAAAUUUAGGGUCUUUGUUGUGUUGGAUAAAAUGCUUUUGAAACAGAGUGAUUAGGGUAGCCUUUGAUAAUAUUUCUACAAUGUUCUGCUAACCUUAUUUUUAAGCAUCGUGUGGUCAUACCCACAUACUGGAGGCCACAUGGGCACUCCAAUAGGUAUACAACAUUCUUAGUAGUGCAACAUAUUAAGUCUUUAAUAGGGUAUGUAAUACCGGUUUUGUUUGAGGUGAAUUGUGUUGUCUUUGAUGUGCUGUUUUGGUCAGUGGAUCUGCAGACAAUGCAUCUGUUGCAUUUGAAAAAACCUUUAGAAUUUGAUUAAAAUGAUGGAUUGCUUGUAUUGGCUUUUUUUGUAUAAUUUUUAGUAAGCAUUGUCUUUAGGUUUGGGGCCCCUCUAAAAAUGAUAUGGGGUUUAUCUGGGAUGAGUGUCUUUAAAAUUUCAUCUUGUUUUAAAAUGUGCCAGUGUUUUUGAAUAGUUUUUUCACAAUUUUAUUCUUAUUGUCAAAGUUAAAGAUGAUCGGUAUGGAUGGUGGGUCUUUAUUUUUAUUCGUAUUAUAUUCUAAAAGCUCGAGUCUUUCUUUUUGUUUCACUGCUUUGAGGGAUUCUUCUAGCUUUUCUUUUGGGUAAUUUUUGCUGAUAAAUUGAGCUUCUAGUGUUCUAGCUUGUUCGUCAAAAUCUGUAUUAAGGGAACAGUUCCUGCGAAGACGUAGGAACUGACCUUUAGGGACCCCAUCUAACCAUGGUUGGUAGUGGCAGCUUGAUCUGUCAAUGACUGUGUUGGUGCACACUUUUUUUAAAAAAGUUCUAGUGUUAAUAUUCCCAUCCUGGAUAAAAAUUUGGAUGUCUAAAAAAUUUAUUAAAUCUUUGCUGUGUUCUGAUGUUAAAAUGAUGCCACUAUUGUUGUUGUUUAGAUGAUUUAAAAAAAGUUUAAGUGAGGUUUCAGGACCUUUCCAGAUAAAAAACAAAUCGUCUAUGUAUCUAAAAUAGGAUACUAGGUUUGCUUUCCAGGGGUGAUCUCCCCAGAUUGCUUAAGACUCCCAAUUGUCCAUAAAAAGAUUGGCAUAACUUGGUGCAAACCUAGUACCCAUAGCUGUGCCUUGUCUUUGAAUGUAAAAAGUGUCUAAAAACCAAAAAUAGUUAUUUGUUAAAAUCAUUUUUAUCCCUUCUAAGAUAAAAUUAAUUUGUUUUCUGGAAUUUUAUUAUCCGUUUUUAAUCUAUUUAAAACUGCUUCACACCCUAAUUCGUGGGGGAUUAUGGUGUACAAAGACUGGACAUCACAAGUGACUAGAAUAAAAUCUGGAUGCCAGGUAAAAUGUUCUAAAAAACGUAAGAGAGACAUGGAAUCUUUUAAGUAUGACCUCAUAAGUCUGACUGAUGGUUGUAAUAAAAUGUCAAUAUACUCUGAUAAGUUUGAUAAAACAGAAUUGAUCCAGGAGACAAUAGGUCUACCUGGUGGAUUGGUCUCAUUCUUGUGUAUCUUUGGUAAAAAGUAUAUGACUGGAAUUUUUGGAUGAGGUAUAUUUAAAUAAGCAAAUUCUUUUUUGUUGAGGAUAUUGGAAUUUAAGCCUUUGGUUAAAAAUGAUAUAAGGGAGUUUUGGAUGGUAUGGGUUGGGUCUGAUAGUAGCUUGUCAUAUACUUUGGGGUCAUUAAGCUGUCUAAAUGCUUCUUUGAUGUACAUUUCUUGUGAGAUUAUAACUAGGCCGCCCCCUUUAUCGGCUGGUUUGAUGACUAUUGUGUCAUCUUUUUUAAGAUCUGUGAGAGCUUUCCUUUCUUGGAAGGUUAAGUUAUAUUGGUUAUAUUUAUGAUAUUUGUGGUUGUUUUUUUUGGAGGUAUUAAUUUUUUCUAAGUCUUGCUUUACCAAAUUCUCAAAAACUUCUAUUGGGCCAGAUUUGAAACUUGAUGGGUAAAAAUUAGAGUUAUUCUUAAGGGUGGUGUUUUUCACUGGUAUCUCGUCAUUAAUACAUGGAGGUGUGGGGGAAUAGUUGGUCUGUCCCUGGUUAAUAGAUUGAUUCUCAACAAAGACCCUAAAUUUUUAAAAUGUACUGGGAUCCAAAGAUGUAAAUUACCCUGGAGGGGAGGUGACCUCAAAAAAUUACUGGGACAAAAAGAAAUGCACUGGGUGUUCCUUUUAAAAACCCUUACCCCCGAAGGUCUUAAUGUAGAGUUUGAAUUUUUUAUAAUUUUUUAUAAUUUUUAUAAUUAAUUUUUUAUAAUAUAUUUCUUAUAUUUUAUUAUCUUUUAUAAUUAUUUUGUGCAUGAAGUACAUAUUUAUACAAUGUGACUUAUAUACGUGACUGUUCUAUUUAAAUAAUAUGCAAGGUAUUGUGAGUAUAAAACCUUGUUUUUAAUUUAAAUUUUAGACUAUCACAUGUCUCCAAUAUAGGUUUGUAUUCACUGAUACAUAUAAAGUUUAGCACUUUAAAAAAAAAAAAAAAAAAAUGGCCACCGAUCAUGUGACUGUUGUAUCUAAAUAGAAUAUGUAAGGUAUUGUGAGUUUAAAACCUCGUUUUUAAUUUUAAACUAUCACAUGUUUUACAUAUAGGUAUGUACUCACUUACACAUAUAAAAUUUAGCACUUUUGAGAAAAAAAAAAUUAUGACAUCAUUUUGGCGCCAUUUUCUAAUAUGUUCACUGCCUAUAUAAACCUGUAUGUAACAGGAUGUACUUUCUGAUCUCCACUUGAUAAAGCCUAAGGGCGAAACGCGUUGUGGUUUUUUAAACUAUAUUGUUUUAAAUAAAGGUAUUUUGGCCACUUUCUUACUGUGAGUUAGCCAUCUUACUUUUCAUUACUAUUAUUAUUUUACUUUUUUAUUACUACCAUCAUUUUAUCCGGCACAGAAGUAUUUUUACUUUCCAGUGAGGAUAUUACUCCCAAGAAUCCUAGGUGGGGAUUAUACCACUCAAGCUGUAUUCAUUGAACAGUCAGUCUGUUCAACUAAAUGUGAGUAACCACUUGGUUUUUUUAUCUUCUCACCUCUGGCAUUUUAUACUUUGAGCACCAUUGUUGUUCCUGCUUUUAUUUCCACAUAUGGUCCCCUAAUCAAGAAAGAAUACUAAGACCUCACGUAUCCCAUAAGUGGGGAUUAUACCACUGUACGUUAUCAACACUAGAGCUAAGUCCAUAGCUCUUGAAAACGUGAGUAGGACCAUAUACUCUUUUAUUACUUCUACCCCUUUCGGGACAUACUAUACCAUCAGUUGUUAUUUUCUCAUUUCAUAUGAUGUACAAAGACGCAUCUACACCACUCUGAAGAAUCCCCCACUACAAAAGACUGUAUUCACCUCUACAAGAUAUACCUCGUUGUUUGAUUCAUCUACCAGUCAGACUAUUUAUUCUGGACUUCUAUUUUGCUUAGUAUCUAUCAUAUAUAUUGUAUUCUAGUCUGCCUAUUCUGUGCUCUUUUAAUUUAUGUGGUUUAUAGUGGCGCUGCCUUCCUUUCUUUUUUCUGUACCAUAAUCCUAGCUUUAAUCUUAAUUUUAAAACAUCAUGUAAUAUAAAAUAUACAUUACUCUGAAGCAUGCACCAGGGAAAAUAAUGCCACCUUGGAUUUCUAUAGACAUCCAUUUACUUAUUGGUAUUCAGUCUUAUAAUUGUAAAUAAAAUUAUAUAUACCAAACACUGCUAAAACAAGCAGGACCAUUCACUAAAGUGAGAACUGUCUGGAAUUUAAAGUGAAUUCAAAGUGAAUAUCAAAUUCAAGGACAAAGUAGUUUAGUUGCAAAAAUCCAAGGCUACUCUACUUCCAGUUUGGCUACUUUUGUAUAACAUUUUUAAAUUCCGUUUGAAUUCCCAACAAUUCUCACUUUAGUAAAUAAAUCGAAAAUUAACAUCACAAAUCUGAAGUAUUCCAUUAAAAAAAAAUCUCCUAGAGUGGUUGCAUUAAAAUAACCAAUAAAGGGGAACCCUCUCAAGCGACUCCGGAGUCUCGUCUGCCGACCCGUGGGCAGAAUCAGCUCCUGCGGCCUACUCACCUGGCGAAUCCCACAGGGGGAGGAAAUGUCCGAUCCUCCAAUCUAAGACCGCUGGGCUACCACAGCCGACCCGUUCCCUCCUCUGGACCGCUGGGGGAUAUCCCAGGCCCCAUUGGGGAAAAAGCAAUCGAGAGCAUCCUGGGAAGCCAAAUUUCAUGCCGACUUCGACAGGAUCUGUGCAGUGUUCUGGUGCCGGAUUGCAGCCUGUGCACAGCAUACAUAGCCACCUACGACUCCUGCCACACAGCUCAAGACAGAAGUCCUUCCAACAAACAGCUUUACUACUCUAGCACAUCACGACACAUGCUUGGACAAUGCCGUUGUCUCAGCCGCUCGCUCUUCUGGGCUGGGUACUCAGCUGGAGCUAAAAGUUUUUGAAGCACAGGAAUUAACAUAUCCAGAUGGAGUGGAAAGACUUGGCAAUGGGCAUGGAAUACAGUGUAAGUUGGUGAAAAAAUUUCCUCUAACUCACAUAAAUCUCAACUGGUAUAAUAGAGCCCCCAUCAAGGCUUAAAAUAAAUAGUAAAUUGCAAGAAUACUAGACCAUAAAUGUACCAGGAAAUGAAUAGUGAGACAGUAGCCACAAAAAAAUCAGCAAAAAACUGAUGAGGGAAUAUACAGGGAAUAUACAGGAAAAGCGCUACACACAAGAGGGAGACUUGGGCACUGUUAACUAAACAGUGAACCGGUAAAAAUUGGAACUUGACAGAGUAUAGGCUAAAAUACAACACAAUUCAAAUGCUAAUUAAUAAAAAGAUUUCAAACCAUGAAUAUAGAUAUUAGUGAUGUAGUAAUGUAUCUUGUUGCAGUAAUGUAUCAGCUCUCAAGAUAACAAACUCCUGUUACUAAAUAGAAGGAGCUAAAAUAAUCCGAGGCUGAUAUGUUAUAACCUAUAUUUCACAGUGGGAAAUGGGUAUAAAUUCUUCUUCAACAGUAUGCAAUACCUGACAAUGUAGUGGUCUCUUGUGUUGAAUGAUGUCUUGAAAUCUACAAAGUGUGCAAAAUAGGAGACAUAGUGUUCUCUGUUGACACUAAUUGUAUAGACACACUAGUUAUAAACACUCACAGGCUCCCGGGAAUCAAAGGCAUAUCUGUGGAAAUGCAGGAAUCCUAUCUCUAGAUGUAGCAAGAAUGAAGUCCCUUUCGAUGUUCUCACUUCCAAAGGGUAAGGCCCCAGAGCCGGAUGGGUUUUCAAACUAUUAUUAUUAGUAGUUCGGACCUAUACUGGCGCCGUGACUAGCUACUUUUUUUAAUGAGGCCACCACAAAUGGGUCACUACCAUCAGACAUCUUAUGAGCACAGGUAGUAACCCUCCCGAAACCUGGUAAACCUCCAAUCUGUCCCCAAAAUUUCAGACCAAUAUCCCUCUUAAACUCAGAGGCGAAGAUCUUCGCAAAAUUCUUUGCACUCAGGCUGCAACCGAUACUACCGACCAUCAUUCAUAAUGAUCAGAUGGGAUCCACUAAAGGGAGACAGGGGGCCGACAGCACGAGAAAGGUUCUCAACAUAAUGCAAAAUCUCAAUAACAGACUAUCAGGAUGUUACCUGAGUUGGGAGUCUGUAGCGCAGAUAUGUUGCAAAUAGACACAGUCCAAGGUGACCAGAUAAUAAACCACCUGGACGGUGAAUCUGUGCAUGGGGGCUGUGCAGGAUGAAGUUCCAAGUCGCAGUACAGGCAAGGACACAAUCAGCAGGAUAGUCAAGGGAUAGCCGAAGUCAAAGGAUGCCAGAGGUCAGGAUUACUGAAGUGUAGCCGAAGUCAAGGGAUGCCAGAGGUCAGGAUAAACCAAGUCAGAAGCCGGGGUCAAAUUGGAGUAGGAGAUCAAGAGACUGGAGCACAUGAACUAAACACACAACAGUAUAAAAUUCUUGAUAAUGUUCCCAGGGCGAGGCAGUGCUGAUGACUGAGCAAUCUCAGGUGAAGCACAGCAAUAGAUGAAGUCCAGCCCCCAGUGCUGCAGACAAGCCAAAAUGAACAGGACUAGAAUAAAUCCAAGGACUAGGAUCUGCUGUGGUUCAAGGGUAGAUAGCAGGCUCAGAACAGCAAAGUACCCAGGUUAAAACCGCCUGUUGGGUACUUCUGGGGCAACCACGUCUUGCCGUGUAGAUGUCACGGUGAGAACCCUGACACAGACAAAAGACGAUCCUACUAUCUUUAGACGCGGAAAAGGCCUUUGAUAGGCUACAUUGGGGGUUUCUAACCGCUGUUUUGAGAAAAUUCUGGUUGGCAUAUUUUUAUCCGCAGUCAAAGCAUUAUAUUCUGCACCUGCAGCAAAUGUACUCAAUGCUGGCUUUCUAUCAGAAUGCUUCAGUAUUACUAACAGGACCAGACAGGGGUGGCCAUUAUCCCCUCUCGUAUACAUUAUGGCGCUGGAACCUAUUGCAGAGGUAAUCCAGGCAAACUAUUUUAUCCAUGGGUUAACUAUAGGAUCUAGGGAAUACAAAAGUAAUCUGUUCGCGGAUGACAUACUGUUGACGUUGACACAACCCCACAUCUCACUGCCAAACCUCCUAAAAGAGAUUGAUGAAUAUAGCUUCCACUCGUAUUAUAAACUAAGCGUUACCAAAACGCAAGUGCCAAGUCUACACCUAGAUCGCAGUGAAUCCCUCAAACAAAACUUUACCUUCAAUUGGAGGGUGAAUCACGUCACCUUUUUGGGGAUCCACAUAACCAGACUACCACGUGACCUCUUAGAUCAGAACUAUGGUAAACUAUUGAAAGAAAUAACUAACUUUGAAAUCCUGAGAGGGGGGUUUCUGUCAUGGCAUGGUAGAGUUGCUGCUUUUAAAAUGUUAUUAUUACCUAAGUAUCAGUAUCUUCUACGCACAUAACAGAUCCCACUACCGAAACAGUAUACCACGACAAUGCAAAAAGCAGUGACCAAAUUCGUAUGGGCAGACAAGCAGGCCAGGGUGGCAACAUCCAUUCUCCAACUCCCCUUUUCCAAAGGGGGCUUAAGCUUACCCAAUUUAAAAACCUAUCACGAUGCCGCAAUAUUAGCUUCUGUAAUCUCAACUCAUAAAAUGAGGGAAAUCCCUCAGUGGGUGGAGAUGGAAUCCUGCUGGUAACAUAGACAUGGGAUAUACCUCUUGUUCUGGGUCCCAAAACAAGCAAGACCGAAAAACCUGGAGCUCCUUGACAGCACAAAAUUGACUCUGAAAAACGUAGGACAAAUACUAUAAACACCUGACUGGACGUGAAACGUAUUCAAUGGCCGCUCCCAUUCAAAGUCUACACAUUACUAAUUCCUUGUUCCACAAUGCUACAUGGCAUCGGCAUGGAUGCACCCAUCUGCAUCACUUAUACGACAACAUUUCUUUAAAGUCAUUCCCUGACCUCCAAACCCAGUUCAAAUUUCCUAACAGGGCCCUCCUCUCCUACCUUCAAAUAAAAUCCACUCUAACUCCCAGUUAUAGUAACACAGCCAAAUAUUUCAAAGAAAGAGAGCAUGUGCGUCUAUCCCAAUGCCCAGAAGAAAGCACUAUCACUGAUAUACAAUGAUCUCAUAGCGUCUAAUAUAACACCACCUUAUGUAUUUAUGAAAGAGUGGCACAAAGAUCUUAAUACGGAGUUCACUGAUACACAAUGGCAAGAGGCAUUUCUGGCCCACAGGGUAACACAGCGUGCAUGUCACACAUAGAAUUAAUAAGAAAACGUCAACACAGGUGGUACUAUGUGCCAGAGAGGCUGGCGUGCAUGACACGGUGGGCAUGGAAUGAACAAGUCAAAAACCAACUAGACCUUUAUCAUAAUUACCUCUGCGACAUGAGGAAAUACCAUAGGGUGGCAAACACUUGACCCAUAGGACUGCCCACGGGGAUCAGACCUUGACCAGAAAAGGACAUAAAGAAACAUAACUGGUAGCUCUUGACAGCACAGUUCCAUGAAGUAAGCCAAGUGAGGUAUCUUAGCUCAAUGUGGUUGUAUACCUUUCUGGUGUAUGUCCCUGUAGGAUAUCUUUGAAUAUCACCUGACUAUACCUGAUAUGCGUUUGCUAGCUACAUACUAUGAGUUUGUUAGCUACAUAAAGUUCACUACAUAAUGCCUGUUUGUUAACUCUAUGCAGACAUAUAAAGUCACUUGUGACAAUGUAUGAAAGUGUAAAACAGUCAUUGAUUGAUUCAUAUUGCUAUGUGUAUAUGAUCGUACUUUGUGGAAAAUUGUCUAUUGUACCCCCCUGUAUACCUCUACCCUUUAUAUUUUUGUUCACAACUUAUACAAAACAAUAAAAAUUGUCAAAUUGAAAAAAAAGGAAACAUGUAAAGUAAUGCACAGUGAUACCCAAACAUGCCAAUUUAAAAAAUGGUGUAAAAACUUGUUUGAAAAUAUUUAAAAAAUAAUAAUAAAGAGAGAUUUGCUGAAGGAAAAAAACUAAACAAAACAAAACAAAAAAAACUAUUAAGUAUAUGUGGCUUAUUUAACAGAGAAGCACCAAGUAAAAAGUUAUCAAUUUUGGGCACGAUAAGGGAAUCUUAAAUAUAAAUGACUGAAUGUUUUAGAAUAGCUAUCAAUUCCAAAUGUUAAGACCAUAAAAGUGGUCUCAUAACCUGCAAUAGUUGAAAUUGAACAAUUAUUUUAGAUUGCACCUACUGUCCUCAUAUUUCAAACGUAUUAUGUUAGAAUUAAUUAUUUGCCUUAUUUUAUCUAUUGUACUGUGUUGCAAAAUAUGUUGGUGCCAUAUUUAUCAUUGGAUUUGUAAUUGUUAGUAACAAAUCAAUGUGCAAGACAUAUCAACCACUGAGAGACCAUUGAGAGUCUGAUGUGAGUAAUAACACAGUUGCAAUAAAGUGCUGCCCAUCAGGCUUGCUGGUACCUGCAGAAGAUAAAAUGUCCUGUUGGUCCACUCAGUGUCCUCCCAAUGAAUAAAAUAUAUAGAGGCUGGUUGUAUGGUGACAUGAGAGCCAGCAUUAAAGCAUGUUUCAAUGUAAAUUCAAGUAUCAUAAUGUCCUCCUUAUUAGGCAGUAAACUGAAUUAUCCUGUAAUCACCAGACUGACAUGAAGGAGCCUCUAACAACAACACAGUUUGUCAAAAACACUCACUUGUUUUUACCCCUUUUAUGGUUUUGUUACUAUUUGUUAGCAUUUUGAUGUGUCAAUUAUAGUAAUAACUUCCAAUUGAGGUAUUACUUUUAAGACACCCUAUAGCCUCCAUUGCCACAAGGCCAUCGAGGUCAUGACCUGAGAGUGGCAGGCAGGAGGGGGCGGCAUGACCAGGGGGGAGAUCUAAGAUCUCCCUCACCGGCCAGCACAUUGUCCUCAUAUCUGGCUGAGUGUGAGAUUUCCCUGGUCAGCCUCGGCAGGACUGGCACUGAAUAGAGAGAUGCACAUGCUCCUUGCUCUCCCUCUCCUCUGCACUGUAUUAAAGCGUUGCUGUGGGUUUCCUGGCACCAACCAGAAGAAGCUGUCUGAUCCUACAGAGGCUCUAGUGGGUUGACAGGUGCUGUAGUGUAGUGGUGUGCACCGUCAUCCCACUAUAGCCCCUUAAAUCCCCACUACAGCCCCUGUCACCCAACUAUACCCACUAUCGACCCUACAAUAGUCCCUUUCCACCCACUACAGCUCUUAUUCUCUCACUGCCGUCCCUGGGACCCCUCUACGGUCCCUGUCACCCCAUUAUACCUACAAUAGUCCCUUUUCUCCCACCACAGCCACUAUUCUCUCGAAUACAGCCUCUAUUCCCCCACUAUAGCCCUGUCACCCCACCAUGCCCACUAUCUGUCCCACAAUAGUCCCUAUCCUCCCACUACAUUCUCUAUUUCCACACUUCAACCCCUAUAUCCACUACCUCCCUAAAUAGCAUAUAUAUAUAUAUAUUACUUAAAAAAAAUCUUAUGCUACUUGGGUGGUAUAUUUAUUCCUUAUUCUUGGGUCCUCUUAUUCUUAUUCUGCGCAGUAUCUUAGCUGUACCUAGAACUGCACUCUUCUGGACAGCAAUCUACAAUGUCUCACCUGGAAUCUGUUGAACUCACUCCCCCCACUUGAGAGUCACAGUCCCGAGUGCUCCUAUCACAACUGGGACUACUACUGCCUUAAUUUUCCACAUCCUUUCUAGCUCUUUUUUCAGUCCUUGUUAUUUGUCCAUCUUCCUUCUUCCUAAUGUUAUAGUCACUGGGUAUUGCCACAUCCACCAGUACUGCAGUCUUCCGUUCCUUGUCUGCCACCACAAUGUCAGGUUGGUUGGUCGGUACUUGCUUGUCCAUCUGGAUCUGAAACGCCCACAGGAUCUUAGCCCUGUCAUUUUCAACUACUCUUUGUGGUAGCUCCCAUCUGGACUUAGUCAGGCCCAGCACAUACUGAUACUCGAAAAAUUUGAAUAUCGUGCAAAAGUUCAUUUAUUUCAGUAAUGCAACGUAAAAGGGGAAACUAAUAUAUGAGACACAUUACAUGCAAAGCAAGAUAGUUCAAGCUGUGAUUUGUCAUAAGUGUGAUGAUUAUGGCUUACAGCUCUUGAAACCCCCUAAUCCACAAUCUCAGUAAAUUAGAAUAUUGUGAAAAGGUGCAAUAUUCUAGGCUCAGUGUCCCACUCUAAGUAAGCCAUAACACCUGCAAAGGGUUUCUGAGCCUUUAAAUGGUCUCUCAGUCUGGUUCACUAGGAAUCACAAUCAUGGGGAAGACUGCUGACCUGACAGUUGUGCAGAAAUCCAUCAUUGACACCCUCCAUAAGCAGGGAAAGCCUCAAAAGGUAAUUGCGAAGGAAGUUGGAUGUUCCCAAAGUGCUGUAACAAAGCAUAUUAAUAGAAAGUUAUGAAGAAAAGUGUAGAAGAAAAAGGUGCACAAACAGCAUGGAUGACCGCAGCCUGGAGAGGAUUGUCAGGAAAAGGCCAUUCAAAAGUGUUGGGGACUUUCACAAGGAGUGGACUGAGGCUGGAGUCAGUGCAUCAAGAGCCACCACACACAGACAGAUCCUGGACAUGGGCAUCACAUGUCAUAUUCCUCUUGUCAAGCGGCUCCUGAACAACAAACAAUGUCAGAAGCGUCUUACCUGGGCUAAAGAAAAACAGACCUGGUCUGUUGCUCAGUGGUCCAAAGUCCUCUUUUCUGAUUAAAGCAACUUUUGCAUCUCAUUUGGAAACCAUGAACCCAGAGUCUGGAGGAAGAAUGGAGAGGCACACACUGCAAGAUGCUUGAAGUCCAGUGUGAAGUUUCCACAGUCUGUGUUGAUUUGGGGAGCCAUGUCAUCUGCUGGUGCUGGUCCACUGUGCUUCAUUAAGUCCAGGGUCAACGCAGCCGUCUACCAGGAGAUUUUGGAGCACUUCAUGCUUCCUUCCGCAGACGAGCUUUAUGGGGAUGUUGACUUCAUUUUCCAGCAGGACCUGCCCACACUGCCAAAAGCACAAAAGCCUGGUUCAAUGACUGUGGGAUUACUGUGCUUGAUUGGCCAGCAAACUCACCUGACCUGAACCCCAUAGAGAAUCUAUGGGGCAUUGCCAAGAGAAAGAUGAGAGACAUGAGAUCGAACAAUGCAGAAGAGCUGAAGGCCGCUAUUGAAGCAUCCUGGUCUUCCAUAACACCUCAGCAGUGCCACAGGCUGAUAGCUUCCAUGCCACCGCAUUGAGGCAGUAAUUGCUGCAAAAGGGGCCCAAACCAAGUACUGAGUCCAUAUGCAUGCUUAUACUUUUCAGAGGUCCGAUAUUGUUCUAUGUACACUCCUUGUUUUAUUGAUUGCAUGUAAUAUUCUAAUUUACUGAGAUUGUGGAUUUGGAUUUUUCAUGAGCUGUAAGCCAUAAUUAUCGCACUUUUGACAAAUCACAGCUUGAACUAUCUUGCUUUGCAUGUAAUGCUUCUAUGUCAUAUAUUAGUUUCCUCUUUUACGUUGCAUUAUUGAAAUAAAUGAACUUUUGCACGAUAUUCAAAUUUUUCGAGUAUCACCUGUAAUCUGUGCCGAUGUUUCGGUACACAAAUUGUUGUGCUGUGUAUGCUGUUCCUGCUAACAUCUUGCAACAGACCACUAUGUGCUGGAUUCUCUCAGAGGCCUCUUUGCACAGUCUGCACUUUGGGUCUUGCCUGGUGUGGUAGAACCCCACUUCUAUUGAUCUGGUGCCGAGUGACUGUUCCUGUGCUGCUAGGAUUAAUGCCUCAGUGCUGUCUUUAAGUUCUUCCUUUUCCAACCACUGGUAAACUUUUGUCAUGUGGGCCACAUCCACUAUUUGCCAGUGCACCCCAUGGAGAGGUUUGUCUUGCCAUGGAACCUCCUCCUUUUCUCCAUCCUCUAUCUGUUGAAGUCUCAUGCAUUUACUUAACAGUUCAUCUUUGGGAGGUAUCUUCGUGAAGUACUUGUGAAUGCUCUGUGUUUCAUCCAGGACUGGGCCUUAACACUCAUCAGGACCUGACCUCCUUACUUCCUGCUAGUGCACAGUCUCUGGGUGCUGGAUUUCAGGUGAAUCCAUUCAUUCAUAGUGAGUCAUUUCCAGGUAUUGACAUCCAUGGUGAUUAUUCUAGCUGGGUACCUAACGACCUUUAGGGCAUAUGUGUUGAUGGCUUGGAUCUUGUUCUUGCCAUUGACCUGGCACUUUAAGACCUGUACUAAUACUUGGAUGUUGCUAUCCUCCUUGUCUGUUCCUCCGUGUAUUUGUGGCACCCCCAGGUACCUGCAGCUGUUCUCUCCAUCAUAGAAUUGGCCUUCUGGUACUUGAACUCCCUCUGUCUGAUCAUCUUCCCUCUUUUUUCUAUCAUCUGCCCACACUUAUUUAGUCCCAGCAACAUUCCAAUGUCCUUGCUGAAUAUCCAAGUUAGCUGGAUCAGUGAGUCAAUGUCCCGUUCAUUCUUGAAUGCAAACCAUUCCUGGAUGCAAAGAGAUAUAUAUUACAAUGAAACCAAGAGGGCUGCACUCACCUGAACAUGCAUACAUUAUAGAAUGCUGCUGGGGACAAAAUACACAAAAUACAAGACCCAGCGCACUCACUUAUUCACUAAACAAUGAUUUCAAAUCUUAGAGAUUGAAAUAGGUUUAUUUAAAAACACCUCACCUAGGCAAAAAUUAAUGGGGGUUUAGUUACAUUAUAUGAUCAUAUAUUGCAUAAGCCUGCCACAACGUCAAUGUACCCCAUUGUUGGCAGGUCCUACUCUAGCAGCCUAAUGCUUGCUCUUAUGAGAUUAAUCCAUUUACUUGGGAUAUACUUCCUUACUGGGACUCUCUGCAAGUCAAGGCUAAAUAGGGUCCUGGAAUGAGGCACCUGUGACAGGGAGGGGUGCAAAACCAAGGAGUUGGCCUGGACUCCCAAAUAAAUAAAUGAAACCAAGAGGGCUGCACUCACCUGAACAUGCAUAUAUUAUAGGGUGCUGCUGGGGCCAAAAUACAAGAUCCAGCACACUCGCUUAUUCACUAAACAAUUAUGUAUGUGUGUGUGUAUGGCUCAGUGGGUGUAUUCAGGAGGCAGCAAAGAGGGUAAAUAGCUCCUAAAGGUAUUUUUCAUUUGCGAUUUUAUAUUUUCAUUCAUAUUUCUGGUUUAAUAUUAUUUUUUCUGUUUUUUAAUAAUUUAUGCUCAUUUUAAUGCAGGGGUUCUCAACCCAGUCCUCAGGACCCCCUACCAGUCCAGGAUUUGGGGAUUACCUGGGUGUGUCUCAGGUGUUUAGAAAAAGGGAAAAAAAACACCUUAGACUCUAAGGUGUUUUUUUUUCUUCUUUUUCUAAACACCUGAGACACACCCAGGUAAUCUCUAAACCCUGGACUGGUAGGGGGUCCUGAGGACUAACGUUGAGAACCCCUGUUUUAAUGGAAUGUGCUUUGCUAGCUAAUCUUAAGAAUUGUGUUAUAAGUUAAAAAGAAACAAAAUACCACGGCUUUACAUGAAUUAUGUUACAUUAGAUUAAUAUAGAUUGCCAUUGCUCUAUUUUUUUGUUUAGGGUGAUGGCUGCUGGAAUGCAGAUUGAACGACAAGAACAAAUCAUAGCAAGGUCUAAAAUGAUUUUUCACCAUAGGGAUCCUGGUAAUGAGGGAACUGGCAAGAAGUAUGUAAUACAUUAUCCUGUAAAAAACAAUAAUGGUGUUUUGUUUUUUUAAUCUCUUUUUGAUGAAAAAUAUUUAAAGGCUAAGCAAAGUAACUGAUAUUUAUUUAUUUAUAAAAUAUUUUACCAGUAAGGAUACAUUGAGAUUUCUCUUAUUUUCAAGUAUGUCCUGGGUAUGAGUCAAAUGCAGAUUGACUAAGUGACAUAAACUAAUGCAGCAGCCAAUAAACCUUGUAAUCAAUGGCGUACAUACCAGGGUCGCAGGGGUCGCGGCCGCCCCUGCGUCCCGGUAUGUACCCACCUCGGGGCCCCCCCGAGGCUGGCCCUGCUGUCACCAGGCAGACUGUCAGUGUGGCCGGCGCGCGAGGGAGCACUAUCCUUUGUGUGCUUCCUCUUCAGCUCCCUGAAGAGGAAGCACACAAAGGAGAGUGCUCCCUCGCGCGCCGGCCACCCAGACAGUCCGCCCGCCCGCCCGCCCGCGCAGCAGCACCACUGGACCUCAGGGAAUCCCCCCAGUACUCCAAAAGGUAAGGAGGCUGGGGGGACUAAAUAAAAAAAAAAAAUGUGUGUGUGUUUGUUAAUGUGUGUGUGUUAGAGUGUGCUAGUGUGUGUGUCUGUUAGUGUUUGUGUUAGUGUGUGUGUUAGAGUGUGUUAGUGUGUGUUUGGCAGUGAAAGUGUAUGUUUUGUAAGUGAGUGUGUCUCUGUCAGUAAAUGUGUGUGUCUGUUAGCUAGUGUGUAUGCGUCUGUUCGUGAGAGUGUGUGUCAGCAUUUACCUUUCUCCAGCGUCGGACUCCCUUGGCGCUGGGGAUCCCUCCGCCUCUCAGCUCUGAAUGCACAUGCGCGGCAAGAGGUGCGUGCGCAUUUAAACCGCCCAUAGGAAAGCAUUACUCAAUGCUUUCCUAUGGACGUUCAGUGUCUUCUCACUGUGAUUUUCACAGUGAGAAUCGCGGAAGCUCCUAUAGCAGCUGUCAAUGAGACAGCCGAGACAGGCUGGAUUAACCCUCAGUGAAACAUAGCCGUUUCUCUGAAACUGCUAUGUUUUCAGCUGCAGGGUUAAAACUAGAGGGACCUGGCACCUAGACCACUUAAUUGAGCUGAUAUGAUCUGGGUGUCUGUAGUGGUCCUUUAAGUGUGUGUGCAUACCGCGGUUGCGGGGUCGCAGCCCUGCAACCCCUGCGACCAGGUGCCCGCCGCCAGUUCUUGCGUCCCUGACCCGCUCUGAGUAAGCGCGGGGGGGGCCCACGGAUCAAUUUUUGCACCGGGGCCCCAUGGGUCAUGUGUACACCACUGCUUGUAAUAUAGCUUUAAUGUCUCCUGUGGUAAUUUGUCUAUACAAUGUACCAAAAAACAUUGGAAACAAUCCAUAAUUAUGGGGUAGUUAAAGUCUUGACUCAGGAGUUACUUGUAAUUAAUUAUUUAAAUUAGGUAAUGGAAACAAUAUGUUCUUAAUGUUUUGAGAAUAAGUCACAAUUAUUAGCCAGAAAAUGAGCGACUAAAAAUAAAUCAAUGUUAGUCUCCAGCUUGUAAUAAAAUAUUUUUUUUCAUUUUCCUAUGAAAGCAGUUUUAUUUCUUUUUUGAAUAUUACUAAAAUGUGUCUUGUAUGUUUUUCCAAAUAUUCAGAUUUUGUUUUAAUUGCAGCAUUCAUCUGAUACACAAAGCGGCAGAACGAAUGUCCAAGGAUGGUCUUACUUCUUUAUCUUAUAAUAUAAUUGUACGUGUUGAACAUAAACUUUUUACCAAAAUCACUGUUGACAUUGGAGCACCACAAGAUGUCCCUGAAGUGAAUACACAAGGGUUGACAGAAAGCCAGUCUCCAUCUACCUAUAAUUCAGUAUUUUGA
Pelobates cultripes (western spadefoot toad) is the source of this 58552-nucleotide messenger RNA. NCBI's taxonomy places the organism in Eukaryota, Metazoa, Chordata, Amphibia, Anura, Pelobatidae. The record is from the annotation of a GenBank genome assembly.